Molecule: messenger RNA, 55243 nt
Organism: Xyrichtys novacula (pearly razorfish)
Lineage: Eukaryota; Metazoa; Chordata; Actinopteri; Labriformes; Labridae
Source: the annotation of a GenBank genome assembly
AUGUUCUACUUCAAGAUUUUGCGAGCUCUUGGACAGAAGCGGCCUAAGGCGAGUGCAAACACAAACACACACAAACUCAAAGUUCAGAUUGAACCAAAGCUCUUACAGCGGUAUAUGAAGCGUGCACGCUUUAACCACGUUUGGGUCCUUUAUUUGCAGCAUCUCUCAAUGUUUACCUUAUUGAACCAGCUAAUGUGCGGCUUAUUUAUCAGCGAGGAGCCCAAGUUCUCUGAUUAAAUACUCCACGGUGGGAAUAAUUUGAGAGAGUCCUUGCUGUUGUUUCUGCAGACUUUCCCUGCUGUGAUAAAUUGCAUGGAAGUUGGACGGAUUAAGAGAAAGAGAAAAGCUUGAGCAAAGACAUAAUGCCUCCCAGAAAUCCUCCUCGUCCUCUGCAGAGGGCUAAUUUCCCUCUCCAGUUUAAAUCCACUCUCCCCCUGUGUCUUUGUCCGUCUCUGUAUCUCUCUAUUAUUCUGUCCCCUACCGACGAUCUCUUUGUUUUCCCACUCGUCCUCCUCUAUCUUUCUCUGCUGCUCAUAAUGUCAAUGAUAAAUCGUGUUGACAUCUUGUUCAUGAUGUUUGUUCCUGUGACGAAACUGAUCUCUCGCUUGGUUUCCCUCAGAUGAACCGCCUUGAAAACGGCUCGGCUCAUUGAAAAGAGGAAUUGGUUUCUUAUAACUCUUGCAGAGAAGAGGUAAAAGCAUUUCAGCACAUUAAAAAUGGAACUGAUGCUUUUAAAAAUGAUGUUUUAAUCCCGAUUCUGCUCAACACAAGUAACUGCAGUUUCGAUUUUGUGUAUUGAACAGACUUUUUUCAGACGUUUACAAACUCAGAUUAAAAUGUCCAGCGGCUGUCCUGCCAACUAAUCUUGGAGAAUGAAACCUCCACCUCCUCCCCGCCUCUCCUUUUCUCCCCCUCUCUUUUGGCAGCCGCUCUGCAGUCAACUCUUAUUGUUCUCCUUGUCCUUUCCCACCUCUCUCCCCCCUCUCUCUAUUGUGCAUCUGUGCACCAAUUAUGAUGGUUCCUGUACAGUAUUGAUGGCAAGAAUCAACGCACAUGCUGACACAGGCUGUUCAAGGACAGCUGGCCUCACACGCUGAAUAAACACAGGUUACAUGUCAGUGUUUCCAUACAUUAGACCUUCAGUAAAUAGAGGAAACAAGUCUUUGAUGGCGCCCUGUGGGGAUUGAGGUGAAGUCAUAUUGACCUUCUCUAACUGCUGCUGGUCACCAGUAGAGGUCGACAAAGGUUACACAAAGUAUGGAAGCUGAAAGUCCUGAAUGGUUGCUGUUUUCUAUGGUGGCCCUGAAGUCCAAAAAACACAAGGACAAAUAAGAAACAUAAAACACAACAACUUUUAAAACAACUUUUCAAAUCCCGCUUGAAAACAUACUUAUUUAUGCUGGUUUUUAAUACCCCAAAAACAUGGUGACACUUUAUUGAAUUGUAUUUUAUUCUUUUUUUAUUGUUUUUAUUUAUUCAUUUUUAUUUUCUAUGUAUUGUAAAGCACUUUGGUUCACCGACAGGGUUGUUGUAAAGGGCUGUAUAAAUAAAGAACAUUUACAUUUAUUUACAAAAUUAUAAAAGAAGAACAAAUGAUCCACCGAAACAACAUUUAAGAAAAGCAACUAAACACAACGACAAGUGACUGAACCCAACAAAAAAAAAUCCCAAACACAACAACAGUCUUUCAAAUACAACAACAAAUUACAAAAUCACUGAAUGCAAAAACAAAAUUACCCAAAAUCAGAAAAACAAUAACAAAUCACAGAAAAUAAUAAUGAUCAACCAAAAACCACAACAAUUUUCAAAAUAAGACAAAUUACAAAACAUAACAAUGAGCAACUAAACACCACAAAAAUUUUCAAAAUACAAUGACGAGUCACAAAACACGAGAACAAAAUACAAACCAAAAUAAUAAAUCUCUCAUGAACCAAUCAUUCCCCCACAAUGACAACAAAAUACAUCAACAUCUUAGAAAACACAACAAACUGUCAUGUUUGUUAAGGUUCCUUUAUUUUGGCACAUCCAUGUUCUGUUUCAUGUCUUUCCUGUUUUAUUUUGGUAGUCCACUAACUCUUGUUUCCAUCUUGUAAAUUUGUCUGCUCUGCCCUGCCCCCGCCCUGUUACACCUGCUGCCUGUUUAUGUUUCCCCACCUGUUUCCCAUCACCCUCAUUACCUCUUGUAUUUAACCUCAUGUGUCUCACCGUCUUGUCACUACUUUGUAGCAUUUUAUAGUCACGUUCAGGCAUUAUUCAUAAUCUUAGUCAAGCCGUGUAUUACCUUAGCCUGCCUUAUUUCGGGACCUUGACUUUUUGCCUUGUGUUUUUGGAUCCCUCUGCCUGACCUGACUGCCAUUUAGUGGACUAACUGAUCUGAUUGUUAUUGUAUUUUCCAUCAGAACAAUGCCCAUUUAAAUAAACCUAGUAUUAUAUAUUUUACAUACACUGCCCCACAGCCCUGCUCUGUACCUCUGCUCUCCUCCUCCUUUUUUGUGUGUUCCUGUCUGUUUUCGUUUCCCGGCUGUCCUCUGAAGAUGCUGACCUUCCUGUUAAGACUGUCCAAGCAGCAAAUUCACUUUUUUCUUCUUCACUCAACCUGCCUAUCAUCACUUCCUCUCUUCGUCAUCCCCCUUUCAUGUAACUUAGUCCAGUUCACUGUUUUUGCCCGUUUUUUAAAAAAAACAUGCAAGAGGAGGAUGCUAUGAGGUAUUUUGUUGGUUUAUUAUACUAGUAUGAAUAUGAGACUCUGUACAUAUUAAAGCAACAUAUGCUGUCAUUGACCUGGAUCAUUAAGGAGGAUCUCAAAUGGGGUUAAUGCCAAUAUAUGAAUACACUGUGGGUUUCUACAUUUGCGUUGGGGAAAGUUUGUUUACUGCGGUAUAUAUCUCGCUUCAUAAGCUGCAGUUCUGGAGGUCUUCAGGGGGGACGGCUUCAGUCAUCCUUUAAAAAGUCAUUUCCACUUCAAAGAGGGUAAACAUGUUGAGUUUCCUUUUGCUAAAAGUUUGCGGGCGUCUUCUUCUUCUUCACAGUUAUUCGUUAAACUUUAGCACUACAGUUACAAGUUUUUCUAACUGAAUUUCUGUCCAUUUCUGCAUCUUUUUCCUUGUCUGUGUCCGUCAGUCAUUCAGCUCCAAUCUGUCUGAUAAAGAUCAUUAAUUUAUCCGUUAGUAUUCCACUCAUGUUUUCAUGAGCUGUAUUUUGUUGAACAUUUCCUUCCUCUGCUCAUGCUGUUCUUCACUCAGUCAAACUGCUCCUCAUCAGCCUCCUCCUGUCCUCGCACAGCCCCCGACUUUCUGCGUUUCAUUUGAUCAUCUUCUUAAUUUUCUGCUCCCUGCCUCCCCUCUUCCACUUCUCCUCUGUCCUCCUCCUCUUCUUUUCCUUUUUGUUUCUGAACCUCUGUCUCCUUGACUCCCCCAUCAUCAUCUUCUCCUCCCUCUUCUUCCCUUUCCUCUCCCUAACAACAUCAGCAGCUCGUUCUCUCGCUGUCAGACCUCUCCCAUGAUUUCAUAAUUCCUCCCUUGCUGCUUGUUUCCUCCUUCCUUCCCCUCUUCCCCUCCGUGUUAUUCUCCUGCUGGAAUUUCCCUGAAAUCACUGUUGUCACAGCAACAAGAUAAUGACUUCCAAAGCAUUCAAAACCAGCCGCACAGAAGUAAAUGUGGUGGUUUUCAUCCAGGUUUACAACCAGCUAGACAAGACAACAAUCUCCCAAUAAGUGCUGCACAUUCAGAAUCAGAUACAGAUGCUGUUUCUAUCUUUGGGUAUAAGAAGGAAAAAUACAUAAAGAUUAUUUCAGUUUUAAUUCAUAACUUCACAUUGUGUUCAUUUUUUGCGGUAAUGUUUCAGCUACAAAUCCAAAUCAUAUAUUCUGUCCAAGGUGCAAGUAGAAAGAUGACAGCAGGGAACUAAAUUAAAUGAAAUAAAAGGCAUUUGUCUGAAUUUGCUUUGCUGAAUGAGAAUAGCAUUUUUCAUGUGAACUCUUUUUUUCAUGUUUUUGCUUUAAAUCUGUCACUCCUUGAAACUGUCUGAAUUCAUGCAGGGUCUGAGGGUCUAGCAAGUCUAGCAAGAUAAAGCAUUAGCACCGCUACAUGCCAUUAGUUAAGCCAUUUGGGAAACAGGCUCCUUACCCUGAAUUUCCACCACAUCUGGAACAGCUCCGAUCUGGAAUUUUCCGUCCACCAAUUUCAGAUAUAAUACCAGAUCAGUUUGUGAGAAUCGCGAGAACUCACAAGAACCCGCGGAUUCACGUGCAAUCCGUAACAAUAAGUUGUCUCUCUAAAGACAGCCACAUAACCAUAGAAGCAGUAGAUUGUGUCCUUCCAGAGGAGGAAAUCCACUUCUAGACUUCUAGAAUCAGCAUCCCUUCAUCCAUGGUGUCAUCGGGGUGAAAUGCUGUCUAAAAACCUUUCAGUUGUUCGUCCCCGCCCGUUUGCAUGGUGUGAAAUACGAUCCGCCUGAACACAGAGUGUUUUAUUUUGAAAAGAAGCCAAUGUUUUAUUUUGUAUUUGUGCACGACUUCCUUUCCAGCACGGGUUAAUCGGUGCUGAAUUUAUCCGGCAUGCUCUAGUGUCUGGAAAAAAUAGAACUCUUGGGAUCAGCCGCGGAGUCCGGCGAUCUGCAGCAGAACGGAAAGAAGCUGGUGGAAACUGACGCAUUUACUUGAAUGGUUAUGAUCAGCUGGGAUCGGUGGAUACAACCUUUUCGUACCUGUUCCGGAUAUGGUGGAAAUUGGGGUUAGUGUCAGCGUUACCACCAAUAUUGGAAUGCAGUUUAAUGUUGAUUCUGGCUGACCAUGUCUAAGCUCUUUAACUCUCAGCUGCUCCUGCAAAGAUCUCCUCUGAAAGAGCAUAAAUUUCAGCCUCUUUGCUGUUUUCUCUGAACAUUUUGUGAAGGGCUUUUAUUAUGAGUCAAGCCUCAGAUAUUUUGUUAAAAUCAAAAAUUGAAAAAUGAAGAGCUAAGUCCUUGAUCGACCCAGGUUUUGAUACCCAUAAUAAUACCUUGUAGAAAUCUGAUAUAAAAGAAUAAAGUAAGGGACGUUUUCUUGUACAAUUCCUUUGCAUAGAUAUUGUUAUUAUUAAACAGUUCACUAUACUCAAGAAAUGCAAGCCAGAGAGCUACCUUUUGGCCGAUCUCACAUGCACAUCCCUUGUGCAUGUUUGUGCAACAUGCAGGCAAUCACACUUAUGCAAGCAAGAGUGCACAUGCAGACUCCACAUGUAAAAACAAACACAGACCAUCUUGAUUCUUUGGACACUGAUGCAGAUACUGAAUCAAGUGAAAGUCUGUUACAUCACAUUUUGUGUUUAAGUGAAUGUGUGGGUGUGUGAGUUUGUUUGUACAGAUGUGUGCAUACUGCUAGCUUUGACUUGCAUCAGUGAGAUUUUCAUACAAAGGCUGAAGCUGCAGCACAAAAUGGCCCAAAACUGUCAGCGACGCCUUGUUCAUACACUGAUUAAAUCAUUCAUGUUAAUGAUUCUUCUUCCUCGUGUGUUUGUUUUCCACUCUGUGCUUUUGUAAUGGCUCCAUGUUCCACGGACAGAACAGCCAACUACCCCUCAUUAUCCCACCAUCCGAAGAAAAUCCCUCAUUUCUCUGUUUUUGCUCACAUGUGCAGAUCGAUGUACUGCAGGCUAUUAAUAGCUCUGCUCUUGUAUUGGAUUUCCCUGGCAGGGAGCUAAAAAUAGAAGGAAGAGAGAGGAAUGUGGGGGCGAGAGGGACCCCAAAGGAAUAAGACAAAUACAGAAGGAUAAAGAAAGAGAGGGAGGAGGAUCUAUAAGGACUCUGCUGGAACUACUUGUUAUGCAGCUUUCAUUUAACCCAUUUCUUGCCUGCACAGUCUUGCUGUUGGUACAGCCCUGUUUGCAGGUUGUUUGUCAUCCUGUUCUCCGUACAUCCCAGUGAUUAUUCAUCCUGCUCCUCAGUCAUUGAUAAUUUUAGGAGCAAACAACAAAAUCCUUUAUGGCGUUAUUAUGAAAACCCAAGUCAAGAGCUCCACUCGUGGCUCAGUGCCCACUUAUCCCCUCCACACAUUUGUGCCCAGGGAGUUUUACUUCAGUUACGCCAUGAUGAGGCUCUUAAAGGGCGCCUCAGGCUGGAGUAGUAGAGGUUUUUUGUGUCCACUGGGACGUUUUUACGAGCUGUGUUAAGCAGCAGUUUGUGUUCAGCACUGAUUGAGCUGCUGCUGCUGCUACAAGAAUCUUCAUGGCCGACAGCUCCAUGUUGUACAUCUGAACAUCAGGGUCACUGAAAGUCAGGAGGAGUGGAGAACAGCUUUGUAUUAAACCCUCAAGAUGGAAAUAAAGGCCGAGAUUCAAACUGUUGCAAAUAAUUGGAAUUUUAGAUUUAUCUGUUCAAUUUAGGGUGCAAAAUGUGCUGAAUUCAGAAUCCAAGGAUAUUUGGCACAAAGCAGAGGAAAGCAGAACAGUUCAGGGGUCAGACCAAAACUCUUAAAUCAUCCGGCAAAAUAAUGUGAUGAAUGUUUGGCAAAGACGGCCUGUUCUCGAGUUCCCAAGAUUUAAAAUUGGAUGUUCAAUUCUAGGCCCAAAGUUAUCAGCAAAGUAAGUUACCAUGCUAUUAGAGUUUAAGUCAAGAAAGGUGGACACGACAAUGGAUGGUCAAAAGAAUAUGGUGUGCAGUUGUGAUUGUGAUGUUUGAGAUGAUAAUUUGACAGUAUUUGAAGAGUGUUUUUCUAGCUUUCUGAGCGAAAUUGCCUGUACAUGAUACAGACCGGCAACCAGUCCAGGGUGUACUUCGCCUCCUGAUUGGCUAUUGUUGUGGACACGGUCUUAAUCAAGCAGAACAAGGGAAGUCAAAUCCCAGAAAGUCUUGGGAAAUUGUCUUCAAAAUGCACCCAUCCAGCUUUAAUUGAGCAACUGAGCCAUGUAAUACACAUACAACAUAAUGGUUGUCUCUCGGUUUAAUUAACCAUUUAAACAAAGUCAAAACCCUUAUAGGUCAGCUGGGGCUCAGCAGUAGUGUUGGUCAUCUUCCAGUUGGAAAGUUUGGCUUUGCUUUAACCCCAAAUUACCACAACGAUGCAAAAAUUGGGUCAGCGGCAGUAACUUAGGAGGUAGAGCGGUCAUCCAUGAACUGAGAGGCUGGCAGGUUGAUUCCCCCUAUUCCUAGUCUGUUCGUUGUGUCCUUGGGCAAGACACUUAACCUACCUUGCUUCCAGUGUCUGGUGUAUGAUUCAAGCUAAACACUAUUUUGAAUGGUGGGAAUAAACUUAUUUUGCUGAUAUUCGUAGUCAAACACAACAUUUUCUUCAUAGAAUUUAUUCAGUUGGUUUUCUCUUGUAUUUCAGUGUUAUGUAUUCAGUUAGGGUUAGGGUUAGAAUUGGAUUUCCUUUGAGCUGAUAUGCACCUUCCCCUGAUCUGUCCCUUUUGUCUAAUUAUUGAUCUCCUCUGUCUUUUAAAAUAGACUUCUGCUCCUCUGAAUGGAUGUGAGUAUUGAUUUAGUGAUAUUUACAGAUGCGUUUUAGCGGAUUCUUUCCUUAAACUGUGCAGUAGAAAGCCAAGUAUUUGACACCAUCAGUGAGGUAUUUUACAGGUACUAUGUUGGAUUUGGAGCAGUCGUGAAACUCAGACUGCAGCAGAGUGUGAUGGCUGCAUCAGUAGUUAUUUUUUCCCCGAUCUGAGCAGCAGCAGCAGAAGGCAAUUUGACUCAGGACCAGUUGGUCUGACUCGGGAAUAACCAGUUAAAUAGGCCAAGUUCUCCCUCGUUAUUACUAUGUUUGUGAUUAUGAGUCAUACAUUACUGCAUAAUUUGCAGGAGGUUCCUGUUCCCUGAUUUAGUCUAGACCUCUGUUAUAUUCAUCACAGGUUUUAAGUCAUCAAGUUUUUAUUCAAAGGAAGUUAUACUGACAAAAAAAGAAAAAUGACAUCAGGGCAGAAGUACAAAAAGUCUUCUGACUGGCAACUAAACCUCUGGAAGCCCGUUUACACUUACACUAGCACCGUUGGAGAGUUGACUGACGGGAAACAAAUGACAAUGACAUUUCUUGGACUAUGCCCAUGUUUUAUAUCCUCUACAUUUUACACACUUUCCAACUGUUCAAAGGAACCUGCUAACAAGCCCAUAACUGUUCAAAAUUUUCUUUGUGAGAGAAAAAGAUGGGAAACAAUUCAAAACAACACCUGAUCCAUCUUUAAAAUAAAUCAUUUUCAACAUUUCAUAGUUCUUACAGUGUGGAAGUGACUAUUUGUAAAGUUUAUUUGUAAACUUUUUGUUAACCUCAUAUCCAAGUCCCUAAAAUGAGUAACUGAAGACUGAAACACUAAGAAUAAAACCAGUUUAAGAUGAUGGUGUAGCAGAGUAUCAUCAGCAUAAAAGUGAUCAGUGUUUUUGUAUUCUCUAAAGAAUCUCAUGAAAAUUAAAUAGGACCUAGACUAGAGCCAUGUGGUAUUCCACAGCAUCAAAAUGAUUGACCUUAGUAGAGACUUUUUAUGUCAGCUCAUGAAAGAGGAAAAGUUUCAACAAAGACACCAAAAAAUAAUAAAAACCAGCCCAAUAAAAUAAUCCUGCACCAUCUCACAUGUGCAGAUGCUCAGCUACCUGACCUUUAGCUCACACUAUUUUCAGCUGAUAAGAAGAUUUACCGAAGCAGAUCCUUCCUUCAUAACAGAGAAGGAUCAGAGCCCACCUGAUGCGGGGACGACCUACUUUGAGGCCAAACUUUUUUUUUUCUUUUCUAUUGUACCGUAUGUGAAAAUAUAGGCCAGUGACAGUAAAGUGUCAACAUGUAUGCAGGAUGGGAUUACCCCUGACUCUGUACCCUAUAGACACCACAUGGCACAUGUCAGCUCACAUCAGGCUACACUUGAAUGGAUGACGAUAUAUGAAUCAGAGGAUGCCAUGCAGCAUUACGGAGAUGAUACAGAUCUUUCUUCUAGGUUUUUGGCUGAGUGCAGGAGUACUUUGACCGCUUUCAUGAUGAUUUGGUCCAACAAGACAUGCUUAUCAGUGUAGUUGUGGUGCAAUUUAAAAGGACCAAAGUUAAUUUUUGUUUAUAGCUGUUUUAACCCUUUAGACUGAGAAUAGAGUCAGUUUGAGGCUCACAUUUCCUCCAUGUUCAAUGCUUUCUUGUAUGCAAGAGGUUUUUCCUGGUAUUCGCUCUUAAAGAGAGGGGUCAUUUUGUAUUUGGGUCUAUUUGAUUGCCAAUAUAUGUUCAGUGGAAAGUACCAUUUUUCUGUAAAGUGAGUCUUCCCCUCAUGAUUUAAGACAGCUGCCACUAUCUUUAACUUUUCUCUUAGCUUGACAUGCUACACUGUGCUGUUUCAAAGUCUGAAGUGAUGUUAUCGAGACGGAUAUAGACAGUAGACUGCUGUUUCAGUAGCACCAUGGCCCAAGAGAGAGGUCCCAUCUGUUUACACUAUAAUGAGGAGGUGUGAAAGUGAUAAUUAUUUUCUGUGUCCUACCAUUGCAGCUAAAACAGAGGAGGUCUGUCGGCACAUCAACCCUUUUGUUUCUACACAUCUUUGUUUAUCGUACUUUUAAACUCUUAAACUACAUCAUAUUUGUGGUGAUGAUGAGAAAUGAGUUAAAUAUUCUCACUGGCAUCUCAGCUUCUGGUGAAAAUGCUUGAGGCCUUAAAAUUACAACAAGGGUUGUCCUAAAAUGACUCCUGCCCUACACUCAGACCAAUAUGGUAAAUUGUAAGAUCUCAUACAGGAAAUAGUUUGAAUUUGUUAUAUCUUUAGACUCUGGAACUAAUUUUGUUCUUUCUUGGUUGAGAAAUGCAAAAAUUCAUGACAAGAUUGAUCCUAUUUCUUCUGUGGAGUGCCACAAGGCUCUGUUUUAGGUCUUGUUAACAUGCCAUCAAGUACAAGGGUUUUGUUUUAUGCCGAUGACUCUAUGCUAUAACUUUUUCCGAUACUGGAUGAUUCGUUUUGUUUAACAUCUUCUGUUGAUUAAAUUUUGACUUGAGCUUUUAAAGUUUUAAUUGCCCAACUUUGAUGACAAGCUCUUUCACACUAACCAUUUUCUAAAUAGAUAGAAAAGCAUAUAAUAGUAUUAUUUAACCCAGUAGGAUUAAAAAAAGUUUGUGAUUUGUGAUUCUAAAACAGCUGUUUGCAAAGAGGAAUAUGACCCGGUGUCAUUCACUUACUCUAAUUUUAUAAUAAAUCUGCAUUUUGGCUGAAAAUGUGUAAAAGAAGUCAUCGUGAUCGAGUCCUUCUGUUAGUCAUCAGUUUCAAAAAAGAAUGAUGACUUCCUGUUUUAUGCACGACUUUGUUAAAAUUGUAUUUAAAAUCAAUAAUUAAGUUGGUAUGACGUCGCUCCGGCGGGUUGCGAUUAAUAUUCUGUUCUAUAAUCAGUUUUAGCUCAGGAUGUUGCAACGACAAACAAACCGGCUAAUGUCUUUAUCUGGGUGCAAACAGCAGGUCUCUGUGUGUUUGUGAGUCUAUCUGUGUGUUUGUGAAGUUGGUGUUGGCAGGUGGGAUGAAUUCCCUUGUUACAAACACAUGUGCCCAUGCAAACACACACACACACACAAAAACAUAGAGUGAGUGAGUGAGUCACAGGCCAACACAACCUACUGUAUCAGUCUGUGGGUCGCCAGGGGCUGAUGGGGCCACUCAACCAUGAAAGAGGGUACGGAGGCAUAACAGACGAGCACACAAACACACACACACACACACACAAUAUCACAUGCAGGGGCACAGGGCGACACAUGCACACGGCUUUUUUUCCACAGAUAAAUAUGUGACAUCCUGUUUUAUCUCUGUCUGUGUGUGUAGUGCUGUCUUCUGGAGAUGCAUUUCUAUUUAACUUAUGUGCAGCUGCAAAUACGGUUCAGGGAAACACGAUGCAACACAUUUUUCUAACAUGAUCAGGAAAGUUUUUCAAUGCAAAAAUGUCAAUAUGGGGUUUAUCAGCAUGAAAUUGACAACUUAUUUAAUUUUCUUUUCCCCAGAGGAAGGCAUUGUCGACUCAUAUUCACGAAGACAUUAUUGGAUAUAGAAAAAAAGUCAGCAGUGCUUUGAGACUCGUAAUUAUUUUAAUAACAUUUUAACAAAACCCUACUCCUGUCUGAAAACACUUUAGUCGCCUUGAGCUGGAUACACACUACAAGAUGUUAGCACUGAUUUUCAGCCCAAUUAUCCCCUUCUACAGAAGUCAGAAAGGCAUGAUUAUACGAUGGUGUUAAGAUUAUCCUGCAAUGUGAGGUGUGUUAGGAGUAAUUUUUACUUCCCCUGAUUUUAGGGAAAGAGAAUCAGGGCCACCCUGGUUUGAAAUCUGAUCAGACAUAUUAAACAUGGUCAAUAUUUAGGAUUAGAGAUGCUGUUGUUUGGAGGAAUCUUGAGUAUGGCCAAGGACACACUCCUAAUACACCAUUUCUGGCAGACUAUGAGUCCCAAAACUGAAUAAAAACAGUCAAAAAAGUGUUAAAAGUAAAAACAUGCCGUUCAUUAGCUCCACUAAAGAGACACAAGCUUUUACUAUGUUUUUGAAUCUACAAUAAAUCCUGAAUUAUCAGUUUUAAAGGGAUAUUCCAGCAUCAAAUUGAUUUAGGGUCAAACACACCGCAAGAUCGAGUUAGACAACCCCGUCAAAGAUGAAUGUUGCAGACUACUUGCUUCUUUAGUUAUACCAAACAUCUUUUUCAGGUAAAUGAUAAAGUAAUGAUCAUAAAUGUUCUUCCUUGAGCUGUGUCACCCCGCUGUAGUCCGUAAUGGACUGGCCUGAGGUCUCGCUACAAACAAGCGGCUGCUGGAAGAGAUACGGUGAGUUGCGUCUAGUCUCUUUGCUUAAGAAAUUAGGCAAAGUUAAAAAGAUGCUUGGUGGCUAGUGCUGCUGCUGGGACCCUAUGUGUACUGUUGAUGAAGUUAGGUGCUGUGCUGAGCAUUAUUUGUGGCUAUAGAGUGGCGUUUUGGUUGAGCGUGUGGCUCUCUGUAUUGCUAUCUAUGGUUGUUACAAAAAUUGGUAUAACUAACGAAGCAAGUAGUCAGCAACAUUCAUCUUUGAGGGGGGUGUCUAAUUUGAUCUUACGGUGUGUUUGAUCCUGAAUUAAUUUUACGCUGGAAUAUCCCUUUUAAAAGUGUGUGACCAUCUUUUGGAGGGCUGCUAAAGCUAGCUAACUAGCAGCAAGUACUGCUUCUUCUUUUUAUUCUUCACUGACUUUUAAGCCUGGUGACACCUAAUGUGAAGGACCACGACUGCCUCAUACUAUGUAUACUUAGUACAUACUGCAUACCAUGGGGGUUUGGCUACAGCCCUAUCUCUUUUACAGACCAGAAUAAGCACAACAGGAUCAAAUGGGAGUACAAAUGUUGAAUGAAAAACAAAAUUUAGUGGAUUUAAACCCUUUUUGUAGUUUGUACUGAGCAGUUUUUCCAGCAGAAAGGAUCAUUUCCAAAACCCCUGAUAAGUUUUAGAUCCAUCAUUUGACUCCCAACUUGAGCUUAAUUCAUCACCAUCCUUCUCUCUCCCUCAUUUAUAAUGCAGACUUCAAUGCCUGCCCCCUCAUACUACAGAUUUGUGUUUGGGUGUUUGUCCAUUAAUGACUUACACGAUGCUAAUUGUUGCUGUGUGUUUGAAUCAGUCAUGCUGUCGACUCGUAUGAUGUGUCCUCAAUUCCAGCCAGCACGCUCUUGUGCCAUGCUGUCCGUGUGCGCGUGUCUUCUUCUCCCUCCAGCCCACAUCACUGUACCCCCUCCUCUUCCUCCUCUUCCUCCUCUCCUCCCCUCUCUCCCUCACUCACACACACACACCAGUCCCACCUCCCUUUGCCCAAACUACAGUGAAGCUCAUUCAACGGAUUCUCCGCAGUGCUGAAAGACCGGAGUGAAGUCAAGAAGGAGAAGGAGGAGGAUUGAGGGAGGAGGAAACACGAAGCACGAGAGAGUGUUCAGUGAGGGGAGACAGAGAAAGAGAGAAGGGGAAACUGCAAAAUUUGGUGCCCAGGUUUUGCCAGUGCGCACAGAUCUCUCGUCUGCUGCACGGUCCGAGCAGCUCUCCGCUCUGCAGGGUGAGUAAAGCUGCUCCUGCCUUCAUUUCAGCUGUGCCUCACCAAAAAAUCUUCAUCCUUACCUCACCUCACUCUGUCUUCCUCCCUCUAACAUCUGUUACAGCCGCUCGCUCCUCUGCUUUGGCUGCAUGCGCACGUCAAGUCUUAAGAGAUAUUACUCAUGCAUGUGUCCCUGCGUUUGGAGCGCGUUUAAUUUUAGCUUCCUCAAUGAAGAAGGAAGGGCAUGGGAGCUUCAAGUCUUAUUGCUCACCAGGUUCAGAGAGGAGAAGAGGUGUGUGCUGUUGUGCUGACAGCCGCUGAUGAGUGCGUGUCUGCCUGUUAGCGGAGGAAUGUGCCGUACGCUGAUGAGUGUGGCGCAUUUGGAAUAAGGCAGUCAAUAUAGAGUCUGGAGAGCAGCGCGAGGAAGCUGCUUCGCUCCCGGCGGCGCGUGGAGGAGAGAGGGGAUGGAGGGAAUGGGAGGGGGGGACAAAGUGUGUGUGUGGAUGCUGUGAUUGUGUCACCCUGGUACCUGUGAGUGUGUGUGUGCCAGGGAGAAAGAGAGAGAGAGGGGAGAGACCUGGAGAGAAGCAAACGUUUCUGAGGGUAGAACGGUGUGCAUAUUUGUGUGUUUGCAUGCUUGUGUGUGCGUGUGUAAGUGUAUGUGUGUGUGUGUGUCUUCGAAACUCUUGGCUCCUUCUUGGGGAACCCAUCCUGUGAUACUGUUCCAGCAGACUGCAGCACUUCUUCUGGGGUCCAUCUCCCUCUCCUUACAUACAUAUGCAUAAUGAGAGUGCUUGAGCGUGUGUGUGUGUCCGUGUGUGUGUGUCAUGGAGAAAAAAAGGAUGAAGAGCAGACAGUAGAGAGAGAGAGAGAGAGAGAGGGAAAGUCUUUGUAAUUCUCACUCUGUAUUGUGGUCAUUAAACCAGAGUAUGGAGUAUUACAGCUGGAAAAAAGGAGGAAACGGUGCUGCUCAAAAUGAAAGACAUGCUCAGUACAGUGUUGAAUUACAACUCACUGUUUUGAAUGCAAAAACAUAAUUCAUAAUGCAAUGGUGGUAAUGUGUGUCAAAAGCCAGGUCUGCGUCCAAGCUGAGUUGAAUUUGCAAAACAUCUCUGCAGGAAAGCGCCGGUUUUAUGUGCAGCCCCUGUCUGCUGAUGUUAUGUGAAUCUUCAAAGACGUCUGUGUAAGCAGUAGGUGGUAUUAAUGCUCCAGUCAGGUGCCAUCUUACCUGUGUAGAAGACAAGGGCGCACUAGCAUGACAUGCUCUGCAUUCCCGCUGACCUUUAACUGUACUGUCAUGAAAAUAAAUAAAUUAUUAAGUCACAGUGCAUGUUCGUUAAAUCUACAACCCCAUCUCCAGGAAAGGAAGUGCUGUUGAUGAAAACAGGGUUAGAGGGUUUACAAAUAGAAAGCCUUUUCUGAAAUGAAAAUAGUGUGACAAUUUAUAUUAAUGUUACUUGGAUUCAUUUUGGAAAUCAUGGACGCUACAUCCUCAACUCUAACUUUGCAUUCACACCAAGCACAAAUAAAAUCGUCUACUUGCCUAAUUCAUGCGUAUCUAGAUGCGUAAAUGAAUAGUAUUUACUUGCUUCAUCUACACGAACGACUCGGUCUAUUCAUAAGAAUAUUCAUUCAGUCCAUUUGGGCGAUUCGCGCAUCAACACAGUGCUUGAAAGCCAUGGAUAGCCGCUUAUGCUAAUUUCAACAGUGAUUCUUGCCAAUUCAACCAAGUGGUAGCCAACGGUUUUUCACAACUUAAUAAUCUGAAUUUCUGUACUUAUAAAAAUGCACGUUUUGUCAAAACACUCUGGGUACCUGCACACCGACACGAUAAGCUUGUUCUCCAUUCUCCACAUCAGUGAACAUCUUCCGGUCUGUUUUCAUGCGUCACCCAGAAAUCUUUGUGCUGUUUGGUUACCAGGACGCAUAUAUUUGCUCAAAUUGAGAUACUUUCAACUCUGAAUUCGCCUCAUUCGUGUGAGUGACUUGCUCAAUUCACACUAUUCGCGCCACCCAAUUCGUGUCAUUCACGCCACUAUAGUAGAAAGAGCGACUAAUCACAUCUUUGCAUUGACUUUACAUGUAAUCCAUUCGCACAAAUGAUUUAACUCGCGCUUGGUGUGAACGCAACUUAAGGAGCAUACAGUUCAACGGCCAGUGUUCAUGGUGAUAUAGGGGUGCAGAAGUACCUGCAACAUGGGUAGCUUACACAUCUAGAAAGGAACCAUUAAUGUUGAAAUAUACAAACAGAUUUUGGAGCAACAUAUUGCCGUCCAGAUAGCGACUUUUUCUCCUGGGAAGACUUUGCAUAAUACGGCGAGAAUAUGCCAAAUUACAUCUUGCACGUAGCAUGGCUCAGAAGUAGGAGAGUCUGCAAUAAAGGCAGGACACCACUGUGGUGUUAGUGCUGCACAAGAUCAUACUCAUCCAGAAAAGUAGAAAAGUGAAAAAACUAAAUUGUAUAAUAUAUUGAUAGUUGUUGCUGAAAAGUUAAAUGUAAUAUACUGAUCUCCAAAUCUAAGUUCAACCUGCAGAGUUUCUGUUUGCUGGCAUCACUUUUAAACUCUAGUCUGCAGUUUAUCUUAUAUAAUAAUGGACCUCAUAGUUAUUCAGAGCAAGUUCAAAUUUAUCUCUGAUAUAUGCAGAGAGAUUAUUAUGAACGCCGUAAUGACUUCAACCUUCUGAAUCUUGAACUUUGUCCAAAAAAGACAAAAAUCAAUCCGAGAGCAGAAAAAUGUAGGAUAUGUUUUUUAUAACAGAGUUUGAAUUGGACUAGAUAGAUUGGGAAAGAAUGAUUAAACCUUGCAGAAUCAAUUACUCUGACGAUAAAGAUGACCUUUAAACACUAUGCCAGUAUAUUAGAAAGAUGUGUAUUACAUUUUGAUAGAUUCACGGCAGCUCAAAUGCCCUGGACAAAAGCUUCAAAUGUCAGGAGGUCGGGUGUAAUGCACAAGCGAUCAUUCAGUUUACUACAAGCCGAAGCGGAGAUCUGACAGCUUGUGUAAGACGUGAAGGGUCUUCAUGGUCUGUUGUCCUGCAGCUUUCAGAGGUGAAAGGAAAUGAAUCACGCUCUAACUCCAGUUCUUUAAACGGCUGAUUGAUGGUGUGAGUCACUAACGUCGACAGGGUCAGAGCUUUGUUUCCCGUCAGGAUUACUACACCUACUGUAAAGUCCUUGGGUUACAUUAGUCCUGCAGAAAGACAAGGACAUAUCUCUGCUGUCAUCUCAUACCCCUGUGACUUCAAUUCUCAUGGUUAACAAUCACAUCAGGAACAUGAUGGUUUGGUUGUGACUUUGUGUGAGCUCUUUGGAAAAGUUGCAUCAGCUUUACAACAAGAACAGCUGCAUUAAGGGUCAUUGAGGACUAUACUGCACAUUUCAUCAUCAACCGAUCAAUCACAGACAAGACAUGAGUCGAGUUUUGGCUUCUAGGAGCCUGAGCAGAACGUGAGCAGGAUUAAAAACCCAACCUUUGCAAUAACCCUUCAUUGUUGAGUCCAUGCUUUUGCAUUUUUCUAAGAGCCGUCGAACCCCGAUAACAAGCAGCCAGCCUGCAGUUAGAGCAGUUUUAGUUGCCUAGAUCAAACCCAAAGUUUCUAUAUCGGUGAUGAUACAAAAAAGGGCUGUUUCGUGUAGCAGAAUCUAUCUUUCAUCAUCAAAGCGUUUGAUUUCCCAACUGACCACCGCCAAAGUCUGGAGAAAACACUCUGCUGUAGCCAUAGACUGUAUAUAGAAUGGAUGCCGUUUACUUUCUUGAUGGGUGGAGCCUCUCUGAGAACAGCACCCUCUGGUGACGGGCUGCAGUAUAGGUCAUAAAUCCCGCCUCCUCCAGCAAUCUCUAUGGAGCUGUGGACAAACUUUAGAAAUCAAUUACACAGAAUAUACAUUUUUCUCCCCCCCUCGUUGUGAUGUUGACAUGUAGUUACUGUCAGACUGGUUUGUGCUCAAGUCCUCUUUUUUCUUUACAGCUCCAUUUUUAAAAGUUAUUAGGAGGUUCAUGUUUUCUAUGAUUGACACCUGAUACAGCCUAUGGGCGUACAAAGAUUGCGUAGCUCACUCAGGGGAUACGCUGUUUGAGUCGGGCUUCAUCACAGCGACUCUCCCGCCGAAUAAGUACAACUCUACUGGGCAAAUGGUGGUUCCAGGAAUUGGAGAAAAUCCCGAAAAUACAGAGAGCAAUUCGGCUUCAAAUUCGUAUAAUGGCGCAAGGUAGAGCCAAGUUGUUCGUAGUAUAUACAGUCUAUGGCUCUAUGGCAGUCUAUCUGUAUGAUGAUUUCAGGCCCAACUUGCGAAUUCUGGUUGUUGGAAAGGCUCAGGAUUGGCUGUCGUUGACCCUCACUGAAUGUGACGGCAAAGUUCAAAUACUUAAAUCCAAAAGGCAACAGGACUCAGUCGAGGUUCCUGCAGACCUCUUCUUCUCAUCUUAAAGGGUUCUCGAGUGGUAAGAGUCAGAACAUCUUCAAAUUUCACCCUAUUUGGAAGAAGAGUGUCAUGUUUUCAAGAACUUCAAUCAAGUCCUGUCCUCUUUAGAUCAAGACUCUUGAAGGGAUCUUAAUGAGAUGCCAAAGGAAGAUCACUGCAGAGUUAGAUAUCUGAUGGGAGCCACUUCAGACCCUUUUUUUUGGAUUAGGGAUGCAAGGAUGUUUGUUAUUCUUCUGAAGGAUAUUAUUUAAACUGUGGGACACAUUUCGGUGUUUAAAAAGAAAAACCUUAACUGCGCAGUCAAAUAGAAAUCAAGGCUGUUUCGGAAAAGCCUGCAUUUUGAAGAGGCUUUUUCCCUGCACAGCUGCAGUGAUGUAUUUUCUCUGAAUUAUGCACAGUUAAGGUCGAUCCCCCCUCUGGCUGAAGCCAAAUUUGACCUCACAUUAUACAACAUUCAAGCAGAGUGAAGGUGGAUGAAAAUCUAUGAUUGGCUCAGUGGUGGAGGUUGUUUUUUUUUUUUUCUUUUCACACCGUUCUCCACACGCCUCACUUACUGCAUGUGUGUGACGUUCAGCAUAUGUGUGUACGGCACAAGGACUUUCCUCCAUUUCUGGGCCAAGGUCUUUCCCUUUAAGCUCCCUCUCCCUCUGUUUCUUCUGCGGUGUAUCUGCUCAUCUCUCCUUCUCUGUUUUAUCUACCUCUGCUCUGCACAUUAACACACAGUCUCCUGCAGGCCUACCUUCAUUUUCUCCACUGUGUGUGCAUGUGUGUGUUUUGAGUUUCACAUAAGCUAAUUAUCUUUAUCAGCCCAGCAGUCGUUGUGCAGACUUCAGGAUGAGGGUUUGUUUCCCAAAGCUUUCAUCGUCUUAAGUACCGCUUUGAGAAAUGAGAGUCUUCCCGAGGCUUCGAGAAGCACAAACGUGGUUCAGCAUUGUUCUUACAAAUAUCUUGUCUGGAGAAUUUUGAUGCAGUGUUUGAAGAUAACUUGUAGAGUGGAGUUUAUCUUUCUAAUGGGGCUUAAUGCCUACGUUUGCUCCUCUUUUUCUGCUUGUUUUUUUUUCUUCAAUAUUCCCUUUUUCUGUGGAUCCUUUCUUGUUUAGCCUCGCCAACACAAUGAGACAUAAAACUCGCCGUCCCAACAUUACCUUACAAAUCCUCCUGGAUUCCUUUCAUCACACAGUUGUGUCUAAACUUCCAACCAAUCCUUUUUGUUUUGUCUCUCCUUUUUUUCUUCUUUAUUUAUCCAUCCAUUCAUCAUCUCCUCCUGCCGUUUCAUCUCGUCCUCCACUCUUCUGAUCUUUAAAUAUCCACCUCCUUUCCUGCCAGUUGGCAUGAGCCUCUCUCUGCUGACAGAGGGACAUAUUGCCUCCUCAACAGAAAACAAACCCCGCUCCCCCCCCUUAUUCUAGCAAGCUAACCUGGGAACGCCAUCUGUGGAGCCCCGCCCGGCACCAUGGGACAUGUAGUUUCCUGGAGCUCAGCAGUUGCUUUGCUCUGCUCCGUAUUGACCGUUCCUCUCUGCAGAGCCUUUCAUCUCCGUCUCAUCUGGCUCCUUUUUUUUUUUCCUCUUUCGCCUUGAAAAAGGAAAAUGUGGGAGCCAAGAUUUCCAUUCUCACUGAGCUAGCCCAUUACUGCGAGAGCUGGUUGAAUAAAGAAGUCCACUCUUUCAAGGAAAUUUGGUCUCCAAGGUUUUCGGCUACUGCCAAGAAUUUCAAGACUUUAAAGAGACACCUGGGGGAUUUGUAAAAAGUUAACUGAAUUUAGAUGUCCUGAUCAUAUUAAAAGUUUUAUCUUCCCAAAGUUAUCUGCUUCUUGUAAAGAUGUCUACUUCUAAAACAAUACUGAACUGUCCCUUUAAGAGCCAAUAUAGGGACUAAUUAAAGGUGGGGUAGGCAGGAUCUGAGGAAGUGCCAGUUUUUGGGAGAAGUCUUGAAUGUAAACUCUACCCCUCCCAACCAGUUUUCCCCUCAGCUCCUCCUCCCCCCUCCCUCUUUGCUCCAGCAAGCCCCGCCCACAAACAGAUACUCCUGCUCGCUUUAAAUUAAAUUCAGAUAUAAUGCAGAUAAAUACAGAUAAUUACAAAUGGGGCCCAGUCAAUGUGAAAGUAAACAGCAUUGGUGCUACUGUAGAUGCCAACAGACUACCAGCAAACACAAUGUUGACCAGGUUUCUUAGCUCUUGUCUGGUCUACCUCCAUUUUAAGCGUCUGUCUCCGGUAUUUACUUCGUUUUCUUGCUUGUGUUUUCCGUACUUUCUGGUCGGUUUCUACUGUCCGAUAUAGCACACUAACUUUGUUUGGCCUCGUGCACGUUAUCGGAGGACGUGGAGCGUGCUUUACAACAUGAGGGAGCAGUGUCCUCCUCACAACCAAUCAGGUCGGGGAGGUGGAGAACGGCUUUGUUUACAGUCAGAAAGAGCGGGCCGCUCAAAAUUUUAAAAUGUUGACUACACAGACAUAACAAAACACAGCGAUAUCAUUAUAUUACCAAAUGUCAUCAAUAAUUAAUAGGUGUUGACUGAUUUUAAAAUCUUUUUUGUAUAUACGCCACAAAAAAGAUGUUUCUUUAAUGGAAUUCUGCCCACCCCACCUUUAAGUGAAGAGCAGAAAGAAAAGAGAUUUGUUGAGUCCUGUGUUUAUGUGCUUUUUUGGUGUGGCAUCAAUUAAAACUAACAGUGAAUCUGGUUCCAUUACCUUUAUAGUCAGGGGUGUUACUAAUUACACAGGAGAAUUUAGCCCAAAUUGACAUAUCUAACUUAUAUUCAAUCAUUGUGUCCCUGUAAACACAGAAAACACACAGGGAGGUCACUGUAAAGUUAAGAAGUAUAAACUAAAACAAUCCCAAACUUUGGCGCCAUGACUCACAGAAAAAGUUUUUUAGUCAUUAAAGUUUGUGAGUUAAAAUAAAAGUUUAACAAACCUUGGAUCAUUCACCAUUCAUUCAUUUAAUGUGUCUUAAUCCUUUUUAUCUUAUAUUAAUCCCCUAUUAUUGCUCCAUUUUUAUCUCAUUACCAUUUUGUUCCAGUUCUCCUUCUUGGAGCGCAUCAAACGAAAAUAUGUUUAUUCAUUAAGUGAGACGCUCACACAAACCCGACGAUAAUCACUGAUGAGAAGUCUUAUUGAUGGAAGAUAAAAAUAGUAUCAUUUCAUAAUAAGCUCUUUAUGAAGUGAACGGCCUAUAUCUGGAAAUUAAUUCAUAUGUACAAAGCUCUUGAUUAAAGAAUCUUAUUAUAACUCCUACACUGACAUUCAUGCUUAAAUGCUUUAAUUAGCGACGCACACUCAUUCAUUAAAUUGGACUUCAUUGAGGGUGCAAGUCUUGGAUAAAAUCAAACAGAAUAAUGAAUGUGAAUAAAAAUGGUAUAUGUUCUGAGGACUGUUUUAUCGAGAUCGUUCUUUGUAAUAAAAAGAAAAGCCGGUGGAUUAAAUUUAACCUUCAGCUUCUGUGUUUAUUUUUACCUUUGAAAACUUUAUACUGCAGGGACACAGCUGACUGUAGCAAUGCAGCACUUUAUAGACCGGUAACAGAGAAAACAAGCUAAUAGAACUGAUCUUCUAAACCUGUAUUGCUAUGGCUAAGCCUGACCUUUGACCUCCAACUAUUCCCUCAUUCCUGUGAAAAACUGAGCAUGAAGACAGGAAGUAGAGUGUAGGGCGGCACGAUUUUGGCCAAAAAUAAAUCCCAAUUAUUUCUCUAAAACUCUAUUUUAGAUUUCAAUUUUUUAUCCAGUGACAACUUCACCAAACUUCACUUUAAAAAUAAGUUUUUCAAAAUGAGACAACGGAAAACAAUGUAGUGCAUAUGCUAAGCUGGUGAGUGGUGCUGUAAAGCUCCUGAGGAAAUGCACAAAAGACAGACGAAGAGUACAGAGCAUGCGUAUAAAGGUUGUUUUGGCUGGACGCACACAGGCGCCAUAAAAGAGUUACGCUGUGUGAGACACGGAGAUGAAAUAGUAUUCGUUUACGGAUUUAUGCACUCUCUGACCCGUUUUCAAAAAGUACGCUUUACAGUCACCCGAAAUGCCGAUACGACAAAAAACUUUUGCAUUUACUCUUGAAUUUGUUUCCGUGUGGACGUGUUGAUACCGCCUUCAGACAGAGUUUGCAGUGGGGAGUGGUUUGCUCUUCAAAGCCGAACUAAUUUCACACGACUGACUUACUCUUACCCUAUUUAGCCAGGAAAUUAUCGCCUUAAUUUGCAAACACCAUGUUUGUUUACUCUGGUGUGUGUAAGAACUGGGGAGCGCUCACGCAAGCAAAUUUUUUUUGAAGGAUGGUAGGGGAAGAUCCCGCCCUCCUUCACCUCUGAUUGGCUAGAAGUGCUGGGCUCCGAUUGGUUAUUCCUAAUGGCUGUGAAACGUCAUCGUCUGUCGGGUUAGGGUUAGGAGAUUCAGAAGUGCAAUAUUGUUCUGUAAUGUUCUGUUCGAUGUACGGGGCCGACAGCCCGCGUUUGGCUUGAGCGUGUGAUGACAUUUCCAGCUUUUCUAGCCAAAAGCCAAAAAUAUCACCUCCCGCUGGUAGGAGGAGCCUAUGGUGGCCUGGAAGGCGUGAGACAUGAUAGAGAGGAAAACCAAUUUGACGAUUCUGGUUUUUUUGACAUCGUCAUAAUUAAUUUGAUUACAAUUUACAAUCAAUUAAUCGUGCAGCUCUAGUUGAGUGAAACAAAAUGUGUAAAAAUUUAUGAAUAACCACCAGAGCAUGAGUCUGAUUCAAAACGCAGAUACAAGCAGCAAUUAUCCAGAAUCCAGCGGCUACAGGGAUCCAGAGUAGAAAGAAAGACUCAACAAUGAAACACCAAGACGGCCUGAAAAAAACGUCAUCCCUGACUCGAGUGAAGACAGAGAGAAAAGAAAUGUGAGGGUUGUUGAGAAAGUGUAGAGCCGUGGUUGUUAGAUGUAGAGAGGAUUUCAGCACCACCGAGUUGGACAGCUCCCCAGCCUGCUGCUCACUGCUGGACUGACCUGGAAAUGUUUCUUCAUUCACAACUCUGCACUGACAACCAAAACAGUGUAUUUAAGAAACACAGCAGCCGGAUAUAAAUAACUGUACGACUUCCUGUCAAGGUUUUCUAAAUAAAUCUCUCAAGACUUUUGGACGCAACUGUAAUUUCCUUUGGCUCCACCAAAACUGACGCCAAACAUGUGGAGCUCAAGCUGCUGUAGACGUCAUAGAGUCUGCCUCCUUUAUGUGAACACAUGCGGGGUGGGUCAGACUAUAAAUCUAAAGUACACUGUGGAGAAAGUGAGAUAUAGGAGCUGUAAGCUGUUACAUUUGAUGCUGGAAAUAAAGGGUAGAAGAGCGAAUACGUCUUUUGAAUUGCUUCAUAUAAGAUUCUGGCGUCGCGUCUUCACUUCUGCACAAAAGAAGAAGAAUAAGACGACUUAUCUCACUCCUUCUCUAAAUCAUUUUGCUCUGCUUCUGUCCUUUUGACCUUUCCUACCCUGCUUCCUAACCCCAGCACACCGUCCUUUUCUGCAUUUUUAUGCACCUCUUCAUCCACCAGUACUUUUUUAUGUCUGAAUUAUUUCCUACAUUUUCCUGUUAUACCGUUAAGUUCACCUCCCGGUCUUCACACCUCCCUUCACCCCUUUUCUUUAUCUCAUUUAUCUUACCUCCAUUUUUCUUACCUCUCCUCUCACACCUCCAUUUCAUCUCUUUUACUCUGCUUCUACCCCUCACUGCUCUUUUCUCCUCUUCCCUACUAUCAUCUACCUCCUCCCCGCCUCCCCUCCUUCCCUCAUGCCAUUACCUCGGACUGUUUAUUCCAAAGCAGCUCCGCUCCAUUCAUCAGUAAUUCAUUACAUCUCCUCUGCUCCUGAAUUCUCCUGCACACAGCAUUAGUUAGCUGCUGGUGCGACCUGGGAAUUGUGGUUUUAUUCUCCAGGCUUCAGCUGCACAGAGAGCCUCAUCCCAGCCAAUUUGUUGUCAGCUAUCUCAGCAAACAUACGCCGCCUGCAGUUCUGUGUGUGUGUGUGUGUGUGUGUGUGUGUGUGUGCGUGUGUGUGUGUGUGUGUGUGUGUGUCUGAGCUCUCUUUUUAAUACUCGGUGCCAUAAACCAUUCAUUUAGCUCUUGUCAUCUUAACUAUAGACCGUAUAAACAUGGACUUGGAGCACAUUGGAGCAAAAAUACCAGGAACUUUUAGUUUCAGGUUUUUUACUUCGAGGUCCACAGUUUUGUAUGUUUCCACCGCAGCCAUAAAGUACCAUGAAGAUUAUACAAAGUAGGGCUGGGCGAUAUGGCCUCAAAUCAAUAUCACGGUAUAUUGAUCAGUUCACCUUGAUAACGAUAAAUGGACGAUAACUACUCCACAAGCUGCUCACCCCCUCCCACAUUAACUUCGUCUACUUCAGCUGCUACAACUUUUGAACCGUCCUCCAUCUCCUCACCUGUCUUUCCCUCUUUGUUACAGAUUGGAUGGGGUGGAGUCACGUCUCUGACGUAGGACAGCGUCUUAAAGGGACAUGAGACCAUAGUCUACCUACACACAUCCAAAACCAACUUUGAUUUAUUUUUUUGACCCCGAAUAUACUGACAUGGGCAAAAUGAUGUUGGUUAUUGUCAUAAAUUUCGGUAUUGGUAAAUUUUCGGUUAAUCACCCAGCCCUAAUACAUUCACAUAUGGAGAGCUAGUUCAGGUUAGUUAUUCAGUAAAUUGAGUUUUUGCUGAACUUUUUUCACUGAAAGUUUGUCAUGAAUAAUUAAACAACUUCAGGAUAACAUCCGUUUACAGGAACUAUUUGCUCUUAGUUCCUGGAUCCGAGAAAAAUCAUCGAAGUACAAAUACUGACUGAUCAAAUCACAUCUGAUAUAUGUGUUUUAAGUAGAGGUAUCCCGAUACAACUUUUUACUUCUGUUACGAUACCGAUAUUUUAGCCUUCAGUAUCGGCCAAUACCGAUAUUGACACAAACUUGUGCAUGACAAGUUUUUCACUCAGCUGCAACAUCUUUUUCAGACUUUAACAAAAAUACUGCCACAAGGGCGACAUCACUCCUACUCCUUGUUACUUUGUUAGUACCUUAGUUCACACUGUUGUUGUGAUCACAUGGGCUCUACAUGCUGGAUCAGGGCGCUGCUAGAUCGAGGUGCUGGAGUGGAGUCUGGAAUGGACUACUUGUAUCGGAGAUUUUAGAUGCGGGUUGAUAUAAUCCCAUAUUUGUUUUUUGGCUGAUAUCGGACCGAUAUCAGAUAUCAAUAUCGUAUCAGGACAGCCCUAAAAUUAAGAACCUGUUUUGUUAUUAAAUUAGAUCAUCCUCUUGGGCCAAAACCCAUCUUAUGUUGGUUCUUGAUCAUCAAACAAUGAGCGUGGUCUUGACCUGCUCUUGUUCCUUGAAAAGCGUCUUGAGAUGACGACUGUUGUGAAUUGGCGCUAUAUAAAUAAAAUUUGAUUGAUUGAUUGAUUGAUUGAUCUUGCCCUGGACUUCAAGUUCCUGGACAGGAAAAGCAGGAACUUUCUUAAGAGAAGAUCAACUACCCCUGAACUAACUGCAGGCCCUCUUGCUCAGUUCCAGGGUAUAGUUAAAUUCAGUUAAUUUCAAGGGUGGUUGUCACACUGGGACACAGACAGAGAAGUUGUCCCUCAAUAAUUUCUAAAUAUGUAAAUCACUGCAUGAACUCUUGGCUGCAACAUCUUUAAAAAGGAUAAAUUCUGAAGAGUAGUUAUGGAGCCAAGGCCACCAAGUUACACUAGAUUUAAAUAUAUCUAACUGAACCCGAAUCGUCCCUUUAACGUCUCAGCACAUGGUCUGCUCCAAUAAGAGAGCUUCAACAUAAGAGGCUUGUCCAACCUUGGCCACCCCUUUUGCCAAACCAGGAAGUGCCAUCCCUCCACAGCCAGGUAUAUCAAAGACUUGAGUGCAACAGUUUUUAGUCUGUUUUUUUUUUUUUUUUCACAUUUUUUUCUUCUUGUAUUCUCUGUUUUUAUUGACAGACAGUAGUACAUGUAUUUUUAGUCACUAGAGUAUGAAGGUUUAUUUUCAUUCGCAGAGAGAGUCUUGAAGUCACAACAAAAGAGCUGGAGGCCGAAAACUCUUGGCUUUGGUUUAGUUUCAGAGAAGUUCACUGCAUGAGUGAACGGCUGGAGACAAACAGUUGUAAGAGCGGGUCGACUUUCAUUCACUUUUAGUCGGUGUGUUUGUGUUUUUACUGAGGGGAAACAGUGUGAAUGAAGCCCUCUGAGAGCCCACAGGGUGAGGCAGUUAUCCGCGUCCCUCAGGUACUCAGUUCUGUCUCUUCUCCACAGAGCUGAGGAUGGAUUUUGUUUUGACUCAGCGGUUCUUAAACGUCACUCUGCCCUCUCAUGUUGAGCCUGACAUUUCCAGCAGUAAGACUGAUGCUUAGUUAGACGAGCCAAACACAAAUCACUUUUGUCUUAUUGAGUGGAUGUGACUUUAUAAAGAGCUGACGUCUCUGAAGUGUCGGCCGUCUCUCAGUCACGUCUUUCUUUAUGUUUGAUUUAGUCGACAGAGGACACUUUGACAGCAGGCCGGCUCAGAACUUCUUCAUGCUGCACUGUUGACAUGUUUGAGUCUUCUGACAAAAUAACGAAACAGCUGAUCGUUCUGGAUCUGAAGCACACACACACACACUCACUCACGCACACACUCUUCUCACAGCUGUUGGGAGGAAUAAUGUUUAGUGAGUGGAUCAUUACAGCAGAGAGAGUGAGUGAGCUCCACAUACAGAUAUCCAGAUGUCCAUUAUUGCACUUUUUGUGUAACUUGUGAGACUUUAAAGUUCACUCUCCUGCCUGAAUCACUCACCAGUUUGCUCGUCCUUGUGUGUUUACUCACACCCGGGUGUUUGUUUGCACACCCACACACACCUGAUGUGUCCGCUGUCGUCUCUGCAGGGGGGGAACCAGGAUUAAGUGGGUUCACUGGAGGCGAGAGGUGUUUCACCAUCUCAAAUAUUUGUAAGGUGUGACUCAUGUCUGAGUAAGCGAAUCCUCCGCAGCGGAGCGCGCUCUGCAGCGUUUCGGUGAGUGAUGAGGUCACUCCUCAUCCUCGCUCUGACACCCGCUCCUUCUCUCUCUCUCUCUCUCUCUCUCUCUUUCUCUUUUCUUAUCUCUUCACUUCUGAUGAUGUCGGCUGAGUUCAUUUUGUUCUCAGCUGUUGUCUUAUCAUCUCUUUCUCUCUCUCAGGCAGUGAACUUUACCUGACAUCCUACUUGAAUGUCAUUUUCUGCGAUAAAAUACAAACUUUUAAACAAGCAAACAUAAAAAUUAAAGUGUGAGCCAUCAUCCGCUCAUCCUUUGUUGUUUGAUUAUGAGAAUCUCAUCAUUUUAAAAUCCAGUUUGAAUAAAUUUGCCUUUAAAUAUUACAACCAAUAUCUCAUUUGCACCACCUGCACCAUCAGUUUCUCUUUGGUUUAACUGUGUUGAAAAUAAAUUUUUGGUUCGAUUAAAGCUCCCAUUUAUAAACUAAUCUUAAACUAAUGCUGCGUUCCAGUUGUACUCGGAAGUCGGGACAUCAGACUGUCCGAGGCGGAAGAAUUAUCUGGAACGCCCUCCUGUGUGAGCACAACAACACACGACAUUGUUUUCGACUUGUUUUGAGUCAUCAACUAGCGCAUCAAAUCCUGUCAGACCCUCUUCCAUUAAUGUGAAAGGUAACGUUCAAGCUUACACACUGUCUAUAUAGCGAGUAGCGUGGUUAACGUAAUGUAACAUGAACGUAGCAGACACAAUAGCGCUAGGGGAAACACUGACUUUUAAUGCCUGAAACCAACAUAAGCAGCUGAGAAAGUACCUUCCUUAUAAGAUAUUUGCAUGUUUCUCCACAGGGGGGCUCCAAAGUUAACACAGACUAAAAGUUCCUCACAGGAGCUUUAAUAUGUCAUGAAUUUUAAGUUUAAAUGGAGUGACCAUACAUCCUCUUCUACCUGGACAUGUCCUCUUUUGGGGGGCUGUCUGGCUUUGGGGAGUUUAUAAAAUCCCUCAGAUGUCCGGGGUUCUGUAUGAAAGUUCUGAGUUUGUGUCGCCUGGACUUACUGAGAUAAAAGUGCAUAAAAAACACCCGACCCAACCCAAAAACCUCUCAAAAUUUACCGUACCAUCCUCUUUUUGGUGAUUCAGAAUAUGGUUACCCUAGUUUAAACAUUUAACAUUUAGAAGAAGUUCGAGUUUAUCCAACUUCACUUGAUGUACAUUAACUUGAGCUCUGUUAAAAUUACCUCAGACCAAAGGGAGUUCAGUGACCAAGCUCUGCACCUCACUCACACUUUAACAAGUCAGCUCUUUAAAAGGCAUUUCCACUGUUCAUGACUAUAACUUCCAAAUCUACUGUGGGUCUGUUGACUUUGAGUUUCUUAAAGACUAUGCAGGUGCCUGUGUGACAUGAGGAGCUUAUUUUAACUCAAAUCUGCGAGAUAUUGUUGAGUUCUUAGAUUUUUCUGAUCAUGUUUAAGCUCCUAACAUCAACGCCUCAGUUACGACAAACUUGGUUGUGGACUCCCACUCCCCCACUUGUGUCCUAUUUAGUAACACAACAAAGUCAGUAUGUGGCACAGAAAACAAAGUGUCUCAAGGUGAACCGUGUCGAAGAAAAACCGAUUCGUUUCGGAGCCAUAAACACAAAUUACAAAGACCAGACCCGGAAAGCAAACACAUUAAGAGGUAGUUUGUUAAAAGUGUCACAUAAACUCACAUCAGUACACUUAUUUGUUGUGUAAUCACAGCUCGGCUCAGUCAUAGUAAAUGAUCCUGACAUCAUAUUGACAAACAGCCCAUCUGUUGUUGUUGCUGUCGUGUGUCGCUAAAGGCGGUUUCUGCGUUUACAUCUCAAACUGUAUAUGUGUCAGUGUUCCUGCAAAUCAUACUUACUCACAGCUCUGUCGACUGUUUGCUUUUAAUAAUGCACAUAAAGCCUGCAGCAUGUUUUAUUGACCUGUAUAUAUUAACAUGCAACUUCAGCUUUAAUUGAUAGUUUUCAUUAUGGCUGCAGAGGGACUGAGCAGCUCGGCUCCUGAGCGCGUGAAGUGCUUUACGCUCAUAUGGAAAUAAUUUUAUUGGACAUAACUGUCUGAGGAUAAAGCAGCAUAAAUAAGUUGUUCUGAUGGAGAGGGUUUGUGCCCGUUCACUGCAGCGUCUGUGUUUGCUCGCAGCAGAGCUCCGUUCUGGGUCGGUGUUUACAGUUUUUGGCCCGUGAUGUUUCACGCCUGCUUCACACCCCAGCGUGCUGAAUGUGACCUCCAUUUUGACUGGAUGGAUGGAGGCGCUGUGCGUGUUUGUGAGAGAGUAAAAAAGGAUGUUUUCCAGUGUGUGAUGCACAGACAGAGGCAGCGUUUCUGCCACCUAGUGAGUGUUAAACUGCACUGCACGAAGCCUGGAAACCUGACGAACUUCUCACCUGCUGGAUCCAGACCAGGUUUCACACUGACAUGGUCUCCAGAGAUCUUAACCACCGUCAUUGUUUACAAGGUUAAAGGUUCUCUGAAACAAAAGUCAUACUGAAGAUUUAAACAUUUUAAUCACAUCAGCAGACUUCAUUCAUCAUUUUAAAGGUUAUUCUCUUUGAAUGCUCGCCAGCAGCUCUUGUUUUUUGCUUUCUUGCCAAAUUAUUCUUUUCUGUCUCAAUUACGCAGCGACUAAACAAUGAACAAAGAGCUGUUGACAGCUUAAAAAAUCUCACUGUUCUUUAAAAGAAAGAAAGAAAGAAGUAGGCCGAUCAAUUAUUGAUGCCUCCAUCCUGACAUGAAUCUGCUCUGGGUGCGGUGAUGCAACCUGGGAAAGACUUCUUGGAUAAUCAUGCAGGAGACAAACCUCUCCGAGUCAUUUUAGAGCCAGAAAAACCAUUACAUCUGGAUUAUUUUGGACAGGUUUGCCCAUUUAUAGAGACAUUUAAGUCCUUUGUCUGUUUUUCUGUGCUGUCUCCUUGUUCUGAGACCUCUUUUACUGCUUGAAGAGAAUUUGUGAGUCCACCUUGAGCACUUGGGUCAAAGCUUUGAAAUUAAAGUGAAAGUACGAGGCAGAAUCAGUCCCUUCUGCAGCCAGCCUUGCACGCUGUUUCUCCUGACAGUUUCUCAUUAAAGAGGGAGAGUAUUUGAUUUGUAAAAGUCCUUGAAUGAAAAGCAAACAGGAAGCACGCAGAGUGAGUCAAAACAGAGUCAGCGCGGUCACGACUGAGGAGAGGAGAAGUGCUGUUAAGACCCUGAUGUUUCCAUGAUCUCCUUCUUUGUUCAAUCUAAAGUCUCCAUUUCUCAAAUCUUAAAAGGGACAUUCCGGCGUAAAAGUAAUUUAGGGUCAAACACACCGAAACACAGAGUUAAAGAGAUGAGUGUAGCUGACCGCUUGCUUCUUUAUUUAUACCAACUUUCGUAGCGAGUCACGGUAACGGUCUCAGGAGCCACUUGCUCAAUCAAAACGCCACUCUAUAGCCACAACUUUGCCUAAUUUCUUUAGCAAACAGACUCAACACAACUCACCCACUCUCCUCCAGCAGCCGCUUGUUUGUAGCGAAACCCCAGGCCAGUACAUUACGGACUGCAGCGGGGUGACGCAGCUCAAGGAAGAACAUUUAUGAUAAUUUCUUUUCAUUUCCUUGAAGUAAUAAUCAUCAUAUUAAUCAUUUUGAACUGUAGACACAGUAGUUCUUCUGCAUUAGCGUCUCGGUCUGAUUGCAUUUCCAUGAAGAAAUGAUCAUAAAUGUUCUUCCUUGAGCUGCGUCACCCCACUGUAGUUCGUAAUGGACUCGCCCAAGAUCUCCGUACAAACAUGCGGCUGCUGGAAGAGAGUAGGUAUGUUGUGUUUAGUCUCUUUGCUAAAGAAAUUAGUCAAAGUUAAAAAGAUGUUUGGUGUCUAGUACUAUGGCUGGGACCCUAUAUGUCCUGUUGAUGAAGUUAGGUGCUGUUCUGAGCAUUAUUUGUGGCGUUUUGGAUGAGGUUUGUUUAUGGCUCCUCAGACCGCUGUGUAUUUCUAUCCUGCGGUCGUUACUAAAGUUGGUAUAAGCAAGCAGUCGGCAACAUUCAUCUCUCGACGGGGUGUCUAACUCGGUGUUACGAUGUGUUUGACUCAUUAAUUUUACGCUGGAAUAUCCCUUUUAAUCGUUGGAUUUUACUGACUGUUUUUUCUUUCUUCUGAUGCUUUUAAUGAGCUGAAUCACUUUGUUGAUACUUGAGGGACUCUGAUGGACGUCAAACAUUCAGCUGGUUCAAGGUUGCUCCCUCUCAUGUCCUCUCCUCUUUCAUCUCCUCUCCUGGACGCUACAACGUGCGCAUUUAACAAAUGAAGUCGAUGAAAGUCGAGAACUAUUUCAAUCCUCUCUCCUCGCUCUGAAUUUGUCGUGUCUUGUAUUUCCUGUUUUAUUCAGAUGGGAAUGUUUUUUCUCUCCACAGAUGAGUUCCUUCAGCACGAGGGCUCUGACGCUGCUGUCCUCGGUGUUCGGGGCGUGCGGUUUGCUCUUGGUGGGCGUCGCCGUGUCGACCGAUUACUGGCUGCUGAUGGAGGAGGGGAUCGUCCUGCAGCAGAACCAGACCACCGAGGUCAAGAUGGCGCUGCACUCGGGCCUGUGGAGGGUCUGCUUCGUGGCAGGUCAGCAAUAAUUUCAGGUUGAAGGGACACAUUUAGAAGCAUGUAAAUCCAGAUCAGUAUGACAGGUCUCCUCUAACAACACUUACUCAGAAGAAGAAGAAGAAAGCUCAUGUAUCAUAUGAAGCCUUCCUCCUAAUGUGUGUCUGAGUCCCUCUUUGGUUGAUUCGAUCUAUAAUCAGCUUAUCGUUCCUUUGCCGUAGUGUGACUGUUUACCGCCCUCGCUGAGAGAUAAGGUUCAGACUUCUUUCGAAAAUUAUCCCUGGAUUUCCUUGCAGACGUAGAUUUUGCGCUGAGCCUAACAAGCCUUCAGACUCUCCCCAAAGCAAAGACUUGGAGGGAACAAAGAGGUUUAGAGAGUCCUGAAGGAAGGAGGCCAUAAUGUUAUCAGAGUCAAAAUGACCGCGGCGUCUCCGCCUUCCAGGAGAUAAACCGUCCCACCGAGAGAUGCAGGACCACGAGACGGCUCAAUCCUCAUUUGUAUUAUGAAAGGGUGAACAGAUGUCCUCUUUUACCAAGACAUGUCCUCUUAUUUGGGGGCUGUCCGGCCUCGUCUGGGGAAGUUUAUAAAAUCCUUCAAAUGUCUGGGGUUUUGUAUAGAAGUUUCGAGUUUGUGUCACGUGGACUUACUGAGUUUAAAGCGCGUAAAAGACACUCAAUCCGACCCGAAAAACUCAAAAUUAACUUUGUGAGACUAAGUGAGACUUUGUGAGACUCUGUGACUCAGUAGUUGUGUCCUCUUUUUGGGGAUUUAUAACUUGGCAGGGCUUGACACUCACGUUUUUCACCUUAGGAGCACAUGUCCCUCUAAGUUGAAAAAAGUAAGGCGCACAAAAAGAAAUUUAGGGGCACAAUGAAAAUUGAUCAAAUAAUUUUUGUCAUAUUGGUCAACAUAUGUACUACUAUUUGAAAUCAAUUUUAGGUCUUUUGGUCACAUGACAUGAAAGCUAUUAAAGAAAAUGUUCAAAAUUUGCCUUUAAAUUUGACGCAAAAAUUUUAUGAGUACAAACUAGGGAAAUAAAGAGGUGUGUCUUAUUGGUCGACAUAUUUACUAUUAUUUGAAAUCAAUUUCAGGUCUUUUGGUCGCACGACAUGGGAGUUAUUGAAGGAAAACAGCCUUUUCUGAGAACAUCAACUGGUAAUUUAUUGACGAUCCCUUAUUCAACACCUGACGUUGACAGCAAGGAUGCCGAGUAGAUUUAACCGCUGCUGUUGUCAUUCCUGGUUAUGGAGAGUGAGAAGACAGGAGUAGAUCCCAAUGAAUGUCCGUCAAAUAUCCAACCUAAAAUUAACGUCACUGCGGUAAAAAAUUAAAUAACAUUUGUCACCUCGGCUGAUUUCUUAUUCGCUCAUGUGCCCCUAAAUAAAUUUUACAAUUCGCACACAUCUAUUUUUAAAUGCGAGUGAAACAGUUGCACUGUCGAGCCCUGUAUGGUCAUCCUUUAUUAUGAUGAUAAUGAAAUUUACACCAAUUAAAACAGGUAAAAUACUACAGGAUCAGGUUAAAAAUCACUGAAUAUACCUUUAUUUCCAACCCAACCAAACAUCUGGUCCAUGUGUUCAUUUGUAACGAGUCUAAGAAGUCCUCUGAGGGUUCCCUGUGAGUUUUCUGAAGACAUGAACUAUUGAAGAUCAGACUCUUCAUUAAGUCACCUUCAGACGAGCUCUUUAGCCGUGUUUCCGGUCACCUCGGUUUGAGGUCGAGAGCCGAUGUUGAGCCUCCUGCUGAUUAUCUGUAUCAGCGUUUUAAUUUACUGAUCACUGAUAAAAUUAAUUAAAAAGCGCCUGACUUUGGCGGCGCUGUAGGUGUCUUUCAUGUAUUCAGGGACUUCUUUCCUUCUUACCAGAUCAGCCAGAAGUCGGUCAGGGUUCUCAUUUCCAAUAUGGCGAACGUUGGUGUUCUCACUCAGACCACAGAGACAGAAAUUAGUUUUUUUGUCCGACAAAGAAAGAAAAAACAGUUUUCCAUUGAUGCAUGCGGGGUGAGCGGCUCUGUUACAAAUCUCUCUUUAUCGCUGAGUCUGUCUCUGUGUGUCGGGUCACAAUGCCGUUGCUCUGGGGAGGCGGCCAUGUUUGUGUUCUCCUGUUUGUCUGACGCCUGGUACAAAAGGUCAGAGGAGGAGAACGCUGGUGGCAUUUGGAACGGCUGUGACUGUCUGUGUGUGAGAGUGUGUGUGGGUGAGACGGGUGAGAGUGAUCCGUUUUCAUCCCUCUGUGUGUGUGUGUGUGUGUGUGUGUGUGUGUGCAUUAUUAUGUUGACUUAUCGUUUUGUUUGUUUUAGGUACAUGUGUGUAUAUGUGAGUGUGUCCUCUCUCUCUCUCUCUCUCUCUCUCUCCCUCUCUCUCCCUCUGUGCCCACAGUUUGAGGUUAAUUAUGGUGUCUGCAGUCAGCUCCUCUCUCUCUCUCCCUCCUCCACUCAGACCAUGUUUCCUCCUGAGCCCUCUGACCUCCAUCUGUCUGCACCUCUAAUUCACUUUUUCGCCCACUUCCAUUUUCUCCCUCCAUGUUUUUGUCCGUUUCGUCCUCUUCCCUCUCUCUUUCUCUCUUAUUUUUGUUCUUAUCCACCAUACACCCCCCCACUCGUUUCUCUCUUUCUCUUCUUUCUCUUUUUAUUUCUCCUUCCUGAAUAUUUCCUCUUGUUUUCUCUCUCAGGACCAGAGAAGGGCAGAUGCGUGGCGUCCGAGUAUUUCACCGAGCCUGAGAUCGAGAUCACGACAGAAAACACGGCCAACAUACUCAGUAAGUUAGAAACUGUACAGAAUUUGAUAUUUCUCUGUUGUCUUCACAGUUUUAGUAAAACACUCUUCAGCAUUUAUCACACGACAGUAGAGAGGAAGGACUUCUUUGAACAGGCAGAAACCUCGAGCAGAACCAGAUUCAUGUUAGACAGUCAUCUGCUGAGACUAAGCUGGGAUUUCAAGGCCACCUGUAGUAGGGCCGGGCGAUAUGGCUUCAAAUCAAUAUCAUGAUAUAUUGAUCAGUUCACUUCGAUUAUGAUAAAAAGAUGAUAACUACUCCACAAGCUGCUCAGCCCCUCACACAUUAACUUAGCAUACUUUAGCCGCUGCUCCAGCCGCCAUGAAUUUCAGUAUCGGUAAAUUUUCCGUUUAUCGCCCAGCCCCAACUUCUUACCCUACCCCUCUGGACCAGCUCCUGCUAUUUGACGCAUGUCUUUCUCCACCCAGGUCUCUGCUCUAUCCUCUGUUCUACCUUUCAAAUGAGUCUUAAGAGCCCAAAACUGAACAGUUUAGAUGAACCUCUCAAAUCAUAACCUUUGUUGUUAGUUUCUGAGUCUUGCAGUCUGCCUGGACUCUUUGCUGUUUUCAGUGUACUGGGGGAUGACCAGUCGAAGAGCCUGAAAUUUCAUCAGGUAUAUAAACACCAGGGGCUCUAUUUAUCGCAGAGAACGCUGCAUCUAGUUUGCAGAGUUUCAUUUCUAUGCAGAUGAUACUGUUGUUUACUGCUCUGCUCCAAUGCGGUGUCAGAGAAGAUUUCUCAUUAAUCUUGGACUCUAAUCAAACUAAACCCAUGUUUGCAAACUCAGAACCUCUUAUUGAUUAUUGAUUUAAUGCCUUUUUAUGCUUUAUAUUGAGCAACUCUUAUGGAGUGUUGACACCAAGCACCAGUAAAAUCAUCGACUCGUGUGUCAACAGAGUGCUCAAAAGCACGUGCACGUCUUUGCAUUGACUUAAAAUGUUACUCACUCGCACUUAGCAAACAAACACCCAAUGUCAUUUAGACGUCUUUUUUUAGGCUAAAUCACCUCAGACCGUCAUGGCCGUAAUUUAGCCUACACAAAAGACGUUGAAAACUGGGCUUUACUCAGACGGACUGAAUCCAGACAGUGUUUGGUGAAGAUGUCUUUUCAACGUCUUUUCCACCACUUUUUGUUGGGUGGGUGGUGUGAACGCCCCACUAAAGUAACAAAGUUUCAGCUGAGCUCCUAUCCUGUGAAAAAACACUUGCUGCUGCUGUGUGCUGUUUUUAUUUACAUGAUUUUCCAAUACUUUCACCCUCUGGCAACUAUAAACCAGAGAGUUUUGAGGCUUAUGAUAACUUUGAAGGCCCUGAGUCUUUAUUUUCCUCAGUAUGCUCGAGCUGACUUGCCCGCUCAUAGACAAAAUCACCUAGAUGUCCUUGUCUACGAGGCAGUGCUAAAUUUGUUACAAUCCUCAGACUGUUUUUCGAUGUGUGUCCGAGUAUCUCAGGAUCUCUUCUCCAGUGGAAAUAAUAUAUGAUUCUGAUGUAAUCGUUGUAUUUGGAGGUCUGGUUUUGUUCUUGGAGCUCCCCGCCCGUCCACAUACCUCCGUGGGAUGCCAUUUUUAAAAGUGAUGCUCUUAGUAACUGCAUCAUUUUUUAAAGACCUCCAUGUAAACCGUACAGAUGUUUUAUUUUUCCGAACACUAGAUUAAUUUGGAGCGUCGGCUGAGGCUCCCCUCAGAUCAGUUUUUUGUCUCUGAGCUGUUUAAAAGAUUUAAGAUGUUGACUCUGUGAAGCGGCUUCAAAGCUCUCUCCCCGCUACAGUUUGUUCUGUCUCUUUGAACUGAAGCACCCUCUGCAGUCAGAGGCACCGCGGGGGAAGGCAUUUGGUCCGUUUAAUGCCAGAUAAAUGUCCUCAGGUACACACAUAAGUCACAACAGUGGAGUGGUGCUGUGGGAGAGGCGCCUGAAUAAAACAUGUUCGACCUGAGAGAGGAGCAGCAGGCCGCGGACCCGUGUGUCUCUGAACAUGUAGAAGAAGAACGACAGACUACUUCUGCUCUUUAUUUCAAACUUUUCCCUCUUUUCAGAAAUGGUCCGCACCGCCACUCCCUUCCCCAUGGUCUCCCUGCUCUUCGUCUUCACCGCCUUCAUCAUCAGCAACAUCGGACACAUCCGGCCGCAGCGGACCAUCCUGGCCUUCGUGUCUGGGAUUUUCUUCAUCCUGUCAGGUACCAACCGGGGGAGCUUUAAAGCAACAUGUGGCGUCUUUACUCAGGCCCUGUUGUUACAGAUUCCGUUUACAAACAAUCACAAACUCAGAACACAUUUUUAAGCCCUCAGACUCCGGGCUUUUCUUGUCACAGUGUGUCUCCAUGUUUACCGAUUACUCUGCUGUGUGUUAGUCACAGCUGAGCAGCCGGGGAGACAAACCUCAUUACACAACUAUGAGAUCUUUGGAUGUGAGGUCUGCUGAGUAAGACAACAUUUAUCUAGGAAUCCAAGGUAUUUAUCUGCAGAGUAUUUACGCCAAAAGUCACAGCAGGUAACGCUACACCAAUUACCCACCCAGAUUUAUCUCCUGCGAGGGGAACUUCUCCCUCAGCUGGUCUCAAAGGUUUACGAGGAGGUGAUUAAACUCGACCGUGAACUCUCUCUUGCCUGCUCUCAGGUCACUCUUUUCUCCCUCAUUUUAAAUUGCAAGCUUUACAGUUUGGCUCAGUGAUGCUCAGACUUAAGAAAAAAAAAAAGGUCCUAUUACCGCAGAUAAAAAGGCUUCAGACGCAGUUUUUAUGUCAGAGAUUUGAGAAGUUGAGGAGCUGAGGCGGCACUUUUCUCACUUUAGAUUUCCUCCUUUUUGCCUCAAACUGUUUACGGCCUUUCUGAAGAGUCAUGGUAAUUUUGACAAAGAAUCUGGAUCGUUUCAUCUUUGAGAGAGAGGUUGUAUUUUCAACGUUAAAAAAGAAAAGGUGAGGCUGAAUGCGUCCUCUUUCUUGUUUCAUUUUUACGAAUAAACCGAGGUUUCGUCUGAGCGAGUCUACUUCAGCCUCCAAACAAACGCUCAUUUUAGGAACGACAUCCCAGCCUGACUAUUUUUAGCUCUGGCUGCAGGCACGAGGAUUUUGGGUUAUUCGUCCCAUUUUUCCAAACGUGAUUUCUCAAAAACUCUUGGAGGACACGUCUACAAAUAUGGAACAACCGUCCGCUCAGACCGUGCGGUGAAUAGAUUUGAAUCUGAGGAUUAAACGUUGGUAUAACUUCCUUGUUUACUCCAUUGAGAAGAUGUUUUGGUAUGCUACACUGAGAGGAGAUUUUAUUACAUCUUGUUUAUAUCCGACAAGGAUCAGGGAUCUUUAUUAUCCUCAUGGGGGAGUUUGUUUUACUGCUUCCAGCAUCACUCAACCAUCGCUCAGACGGCAGACAAGAAUAACAAAACAGGAUAUUGAUUAAGAAGAGACUCAUAAUGUGAAGUAUCAUUAAUAAAUCUGAAGCUGUUUAUAAGGCAGAGGCCACAUAAACUCUCUUUAAACAGACGCUGGUUCUGACUUUAACCAGAGAGCACAUAAUGGCGCAUGAGAAUCGAUAAUUGGUUCAAACUUAGGGGUAAAAGUUCAUAAUCAAACUGUGAUGAGAUGAUUGAAUUCAAAAUAUACAGUUUAUUGACAGGCUGCAGAAGGUGCUCUCGUCGUGACCAUUGCAUAACACUCUAUACCUCAGUAAAUUUGUGCUGCAUUCAGGGCCGUAAUCAACCAAAGAAGUUCUCAGUCAACUAAAACCCUGAAAUUUUCAACCAAAAAUCGACGAAUCGGCUAAUUCCGACUCUUCUGCAGCAGGGGACAACACGGCUCGGCGAACCGCAGCUCGGCAGAGUGAAAAUAUACAGAUAUCAGAACAAGAAGGUAAUUAAACACAAAUAUUAUAUUCAGCAAACCACCAGAUGUUGACUAAUGCCGACGCUCUUUAAUCUUUCUGUCUCCAGCCGGUCUCCAGUGGGUUGGGCAAAUCCAAAAUGGUGAAAACAAGGGGGGUGUUCUGAGACAGGCUGUUACCUGUGAAAAGGGGAUGUUCUUAAAACAGCCCCAUUAGCACUUGGUACGUUCCUCCUUAUGAAAUUAACCAUAGACUGUAAAUUGACGCAGAAAAAAAGGAGACGACCAAUCAGAAUUCUGGUCAACUCAGCACGUAUCGACCAAUAAGACGACCAGUCGAUUAGGAGUUUACAGCCCUCGCUGCAAUCAAAGCCGCCUUUCUCAGACAGUCAUGACACCAACUUAUCUGAGACGCACCAUGAAGAAGUAGUUUGGAAGACAAAGACUACAAAUGCACGAGUUGAAGCAACAGAUGGUGGCGAUGGCGCUCAUCUUGAGUGCAGCCACAACGACUUCUGUCCAAAGAAGUCACCAAACAACACAAUGUGCAAACCUCUCACUGCCCCUUUAAUUACACACCUGUAACUUUAGUAGCUUGAGCAAAACAAUGUGCAAGACAGUCUCUGGUCUCUGCAAACAGGCAGAAAAUAUAUGUGCAUAUACUGAUGUUGUUGAUUGGCUGAAUCAAGAGAGAAAAUAAAAGCAAAUUAGCACCUAGAUUUUAUUUUUAUCUGCAUCUUUAUGCAACAAAAACUCUUUUUUUUUACUACACUUGUACAUCUGUCUUGAUGUUGACUGACAGCAGUUUUUCAUGCAAAAGAGACGAGAACUAUUGACUUGUAUCCUGAUAAGUACUCUCUCUGGCCUUAACUACUCUGAUAAAACCACCAGACUGCAGUUCAUGAGGCUUGUAGCAUCCAGUGAAAGGGCUGAGGUUUGAUUUAAGACCUGUGUGAAAAUGUCAGUCCCCUCCCUCACCUGUCGGCUUAAGGAAGACGUUAAAAAUCAGCAGAGCAGCAGAAGAGGAGGGAGCUUGUUAAAGUCAACAUUUUUCAAGGUUAAUGAUAAAGAGACAGCUCAGCGGUUGGAAGACUCUGCAGCUCUUCUCUCUCUUUCUGUCUCCCCAGCUGACAGCCUGUCAGACCUUACCUUGUUUCUGCUGCUGACUGAACAGUAGAGGGGAUUUAAAUCCAAAUAAUUGCUCCCUGCCGAGGAAGCUGCAGGACGGCAGUGAUUUCAUGUUCCGCUGUCGGCUUCUGAUAAAAAAAAAAAAGAAGAAGUUCAAACUGAAAACUUAAAUUGUGUUGAAAGUGACUUUGGUGUAAGUUGUCACAUCAGUCAGAAAGUCAGUAAUGAGGAGUUUGGUUUUCUUCAGGAUGGCAACUUUUUAACAUCAGGGCGAUAAGUGGACAUGACACCAACUCUAAGACAUCGCUCUCUCCCUCGGCCGUGCUGCUGGAGCCUGCAGAGCUGGGCCGAAACUCGCUUCGAGAAAUGUUUUAUCACCCGUCUUCUUUUUAUAGAUCCUGACCUGAAGCAUGAGCACAAGCAUAAGGGUGCAUGUUGUACAGCACAUCCCUGCCACUGAACAUCUGUGAUGAUUCAGAGCCAAAACCCACAGUAAUGGACAAGCAUAGCCCUUUACUGCCUUUUGUAUGAUAUUUGAUACAUACUUUAAUGAUACUUUUAUCAUAAUAUGAUCAACAAAUUACUAAAAAUACACCUUAAUACAGUCUGAUAAAUGAUAAAAAAAAAAAGUCCUCUUGUGGUUUAUCAGUUUCCAAAAACAUCUAAUGUGUCAAACAAGAUAAAUAAAUAUAUUUGUUAAAUUUUAAGGACAUUUUGACUUUUUUGGUUUUCAGUAUUAAGUGAAAUAAACAUUUCAGCUCCAAAAAAUUAGUUUUCUGGCCAUAACUCGUGGUUUCAGGCAUGAAAGGGUUAACACCGUGAAUAUUUUCUUCUUUCAUAACAGUGAAGACACCUCCAUUCGUCAGAGUUUAGGCCUCAAGAAUACAAAGGAAAAAAGACAAAACUGGACAAAAAUGUGCAGAAAAAUCUAUAAAAUGCAAUUCUUCUGAUGGCCACUAGGGGGCUGGUCCCGAAAAUGAGCCAAUCUCUAUAUAGGUCCAUUUUAAGACCCCCAAAAUUUACAACAAUAACCAUAAACAGUUCAUGUUUUUUUUUAUUUCCCUUUGGGGAUCAAUGAACUUCUACUUCUUCAUUUUUUAAAUGGCAGGUUAGGGCUGGCAGCUAAAUGCGAGGCGUAGCAUAAGCUAAUUUAGUCCCAGAUUGUCUCAUCUUCGCAGGGUUUCUUGCCGCAAGAGAAAUUUGUGGGGAAAAAGAUAUAUUGCUUACCACGUUUUAUUUCAUGUACAUCUAAGUAAAAUAAGUCUGAUUUAACAUAAAACAGAUUUUCUUGGAAUUGUCAAAAUUUAGGCCUCAAAAAUACAAAAAAAGACAGCUAAAACUGGACAAAAAUGUUCAGAAAUUUUUUGCAACUCACAAUGAAGUGCUUAAAAAUGCAGUUCCUCCGAUGGCCACUGGGGGGCCGGUCCCGAAAAUGAGCCAAUAUCUAUUUAGGUCCAUUUUAAUACCCCAAAAUUCACAGUUUCUCAGAUCCGGGGCAGCUUCUUCUCUUUCUUCUUCUUCUUCUCCUUCUUUUUCUUCUUCUUCUUCUUAUGACAGGUUCGGGCUGCCAGCUGUAUGCCAGGUGUAGCAUUAGCUAAUUUAGUCCCAGAUUGUCUCAUCUAUAUUGGGUUUCUUGCCACAAGAGAUAGUCUAAGUCUGACAUAAAUAAAACUGAUUUUCUUUCAUUUGUGAAGGGCAAUGUAAGAAGACCAGCGUACUCACAAGUAUCCACUCAAAUGUAGACCCUCUUGCUUUAAAAACGAGUGUUUUUUGAGGUUGAGGUGUAAUUUUCUGUGGUUUUGGAGUAUUUUUUGGGGGGGUAUUUUGAAGCUUUUGUUAUCGUGCAAAGUUUCUCUAAAACUCCUCUGGAAAAAAUCCAUUUUUCAAAUCAUAAGUUUUACUGCCUUGAGAUGGCGAGUGAGUGUUCGCAUUUAUCACUGUCAGAACCGGUCCACAGCAGUACUUCAUCAGUUCGAUAUUAGCUCAAAGACAUGCUUGGCUUAGAAGUCUAAAUGUAGUUUUUCAGUGAUGGAUCAAAAGUGUGUACCUGACAGUGAAAAGACGGCCUCUAAGAAGCUGGUUGACUUUGUUUACAUGCCUGAAGUCCUUUUUAAUUAAGUAACAAAGACCACUUCAGGAUCUAUACCUGUAAUCCAUCUUCCUGUGUCACUGAAGCCCAACGUUUAAUUACACAAAGUCCAGUCCGGUCCGCGCUGUGAGGUCUGUUCAGUUUGUGUGAUUGUCCUGAUGGGGAGGAGAGUCCUCGCUGCCAACAGGGUGACAUCACGUCCUCGUGUCGCUGCAGGACAGCAGGGUGACGUUCCCGCUCGCUUACCUCGAGGAGGGGUCGAGCGCUCAGCUGAUGAGGUGGAUGUCGUUUUUUUUUUUUUGGACAUCAUUAGCAUGUCUCUCUGAGCAGACAGGAUGACAUCACCUCUCUGUUUCAUCCUCUCCCUUUUUUCUGCUCCAGGGAGCUUCGGCUCACAGAUGCUGGCUUAGCAUGGUGGACUGCUGACUGGACAGACGUGACAACCGUGAUGUCAUGUCGGGUCUGAGAGCCAAGACCGAGAAAAACCACAUGGUGGUGUUUACAUAUGAGUCACACGGAUGAUCUUUGAGUUUUUUUAUUUACUCCAGAUCAGCCUGUGUGUGCAGAUUAGGAACUAAAACAACACAUAGAAAUAUAUACACUAGAGGCAAAAACCAAUGUGUACACUAUGAGAAAAAGACAAUAAUCCCUUGAAUUCAUUAUGAGAUAUGUGCAUGAAUCCAUGUAUCUGUUACCUAUUUAUCAAAACCUUUAACUUGAAUGAAGAUUGCCAUGAAGGAGAAAUAAUAUGUGAAAAAUUUCCUGUCACUACAGCUGUGUUUACACGCAACGCUUUCCUCAAUAUGGUUAAAAAUAAUUGUAUUAAGUGAAUCAGAUGUGACCUGUAUACAUGAACUUAGGGCUGGGCGAUAUGGCCUCAAAUCAACAUCAUGAUAUAUUGAUCAGUUCACCUCGAUAACGAUAAAUGGACGAUAACUACUCCACAAACUGCUCACCCCCUCCCACAUUAACUUUGUCUACUUCAGCUGCUACAACUUUUGAACCGUCCUCCAUCUCCUCACCUGUCUUUCCCUCUUUGUUUCAGACUGAAUGGGGUGGAGUCACGUCUCUGACGUAGGACAUGAGACCAUAGCCUACCUACCAUGAACUUAUAAUAUAGCAUUCCAGGUGUAGUCCAUGUUUUACAGCUGAAUUCGAUUGAUUAGCCCCUAUGACAUGCGCAAAAAGACUCUCAACCUUCAAAGGUGUGAGUGACAAAGAGGUGACUUUUAUUUGUUUACAUCUGGAAAAUGGAUCAUGUUUUAUUGUUCCUUAUCUUUUAUUUAUUUGUUUUAAUGUUUUUGUUGUGCUUUGGUCAUAACUUACAGGUUUCCUAUUUCCUUUUAGCGUCGUUACACGGGCCGUACGUACUUUGGCGCUUGCACAGAACGAAUAAUGCAGUCUAUCAACUAGGGCUGGGCGAUAAACCAAAAAUUUACAGAUACCGAAAUGUAUCACGAUAACUGACGUCUUUUCCCAUAUCGGUAUAUUCGGUGUCAAAAAAAUAAAGUUGGUUUUGGAUGUGUGUAGGUAGGCUAUGGUCUCAUGUCCCUUUAAGACGCUGUCCUACGUCAGAGACGUGACUCCACCCCAUCCAGUCUGUAACAAAGAGGGAAAGACAGGUGAGGAGAUGGAGGACGGUUAAAAAGUUGGAGAGGCUGAAGUAGACAAAGUUAAUGUGGGAGAGGGUGAGCAGCUUGUGGAGUAGUUAUCGUCCGUUUAUCAUUAUCGAGGUGAACUGAUCAAUAUAUGGUGAUAUUAAUUUGAGGCCAUAUCGCCCAGCCCUACUAUCAACAGAAUACAAUCCAGUCAGCCAUUUAUAUGUGGCAUCAAUCAUAUUGUCAAUUGGCGUAGACUACCUCCUAUAAUCAGAUCCGAAAUUUAAUCCGGUCACUAAGGUGUUUACAUGACACAUUUUUAAUCUGAUUGAGCGUUUAUAUGAUUGUACGUAGGGUUUUAUGAUCCAUGUCAACACAGUGGGCCGGGAAUUGGUGCAACAGUGAAGGUAUACCAGGUUUACCCACAGUCACAGAGGGACCCAAACUCUGCCGUUACUCGGUAUGAUGGAUCUCAGACAACUUGAGCAAGAGCAGACAGCCGAGACGAGUGAGGGGAAGUCAGAGUCAGACCGGCGCUGUACGCUCUACCUCCCUUCAUCGCGACCUCGUACGUUUUGGCAAAAGCUGGUAUUUGAUCGGGACUUUGACAAACCUGACUGUGUUCAUUAUAUACAAAUCCUCAUCACUGUUUCAUGAAGUGAGUCCCAUCACAACGCCACAGCUCAGAGUCCUUACAAGCACUCUUGGAUUUCUUCCAGGACAUUAAGGACUGCACGGCCCAAAAGGUUUUAAAACUGGAUGAGCUCAAAUCCGAGCUACUUCUGUUCGGAGCCAACACCACCUUGAUUUGCAACAAUGCUGGCUCGCUGUCAGCAUGUUUUGCACCUUGAGCCAAAAAACCUUGGGGUGAUUUUUGACUUGCACUGUGAGCCUCAGUCCAGAUGAAGCAUUUCUUACUCCUGGAGACACUAAAAAACUCUUUAUGCGCUGAUAUUUAUCGAAGAAGAGACAACAUCAAUCUGCAAGGACACUGAAGUAUUCUACUUAUAAUUAGAGAUGAUGAAGUAACCGAACAAGUCCAACAAAACAAUGAUUCUUCUCGUCUUUUGUCGCGUUUAAAAACUAAUUCAACACUCAGUAAUUGCUCGGCACCCUCUGAGAAGAAUAAAAACCUGUCCCCGUCAGACUCAGUCAGUUUUCUGUCUGAUUGCACAAAGAGCCCAAAAAUCGAUGAUUGCCAUUUUCACCUUGGAGACAACUAAAUGACAAUAACACAGAGCUGCUGCUGCUGCUGUUUUUUCUUCUCCUCCUUGUUUACCAUAAAAGAGCAUGUAUUUUCAGAGACAGCGGCACCGUGAUUAUUUCAGACACAGCAGGGAGAGGACACAGACAUCAGCGGCGUUUUGAGGCAAUUUAGGAACAAAAGCAGCUCUGUUUGUCUGCACUGUCUGCCAGUGUGUGUGUAUUUUUGUGAUAAAACCAGCCAUCAGUCGCCCCGAGGUUACAACAUGGAGGCUGCAUGUGGACCAGCUGUUUCACACCAGCUCUCCUCUCUCUCUCUCUCUCUCUCUCUCCUUUCUCUAAAUUCUUCCUCUUUUUCCUGCUGACUUCCUCCUCCAUCUGCGAAUGUGUGUGUCUGUGCGCACACGAGGAUACACAUGUGGGGCCCAGUGACACACAAGUUGCUCCCUGAGGCUGUAGUAGAGAUGAGCAUUCAGCCACAACACUGCCAUCUGAUGGCUGAUAUUAGACAUUACAGUUACAGUCCUCAGAUUGUUCUGUUUUUUUUACCUAAAGGUCUGAUAGAUUAAUUCUCCCAAAGAGCUGUGAUGGGAAAAAAAAAUAUUUUGUAUAAGGUGAAAGAGUUUAUUAUACGUUGGUCCAUCCUUUUUUCAACAUAUUAGUCUCUUCUGUCUUGUGAUCACCUGUCAUUAAAUCAGGAUUUGACAAUUAUCCUCUUUCAUCGUCUUUUAUAUGUAUAAGUUAAGUGAAAUGUGUCAUAAAAAUCCCUCCAAUAGAAAAGGAUUUCAUGGUAAAGUAGGGUGACCAUAUUCUGAAUCCCCAAACUACCGCGCUGGGUGGAGUCGCGGGCAAAAUUUUGAAGGUUUUUUGGGUCGGGUCGAAUGUUUUUUACGCGCUUCUAAUUCAGUUAGUCCACGCUACACAAACUCAAAACUUUCAUACAAAACCACAGACAUUUAAAGGAUUUUAUAAACUCCUUCAGACAGGCCGGACAGCCCCCCAAAAAGAGGACAUGUUCAGGUAAAAGAGGACGUAUGGUCACCCUACAUAAAGCAAAAGUGUUUAGCUUGCAGUUUUUUUUUCAACUUUUAUCAAAAACCAUGAAUCAAGUCAACAGCUGAUAUCCAGGUGCUUCUUCUUCUGCCUUCUGACCCCACUGAAACUACAUUGUACUGACGAGACCAGACCAUAGUACAAUAAAAAAGAUAUAUAUAACUAUAAUAAUUAAAAGGGUCAAGGAGUGAGUUGGGCUCGAGGUAGGGGAGAGUCAAGGUAGAAAGGGGUGAGUACAGGUGAGAAGAGUCUGGUUGUCGUCCGGAGAAGAAUAAGUUAGGGGGGAAUAGUUAAGAUGAGGUUUGGAGAGAUGGGUUGGAGUCGAGGUAGAGAGAGAGAGAAGUUGGAGUCACAAUAAGGUAGUGAGUGAGUUGGGGGUAGUGGUAGGAAAUGAUAAGCUUGGGUCAAGUAAGAGAAGGAUGAGUUGGGGUCAAGAGGGAUCAAUUGGGAGCAAGGUAAUAAGGAUGAGCAGGGGUUGAGGUAAGGAAGAAAAAGUUAGGGUCCAUGAAUGGAGGGAUGAGUACGAGUCCAGGUGAGGAGGUUAGGGUUAACUCCUGGUGGGAAUGAGUUGGGGUCAAGGUAGGAAAGAGUGAAUUCAGAAGAAUGUUGGGAGGGAGGAGUUUGGGUCAAGUAAGGAUUAGAUUAGAAGAUCUGGCAUCAGGGUUGGGAGGACUGAGUUAAGAUCGAGGUAAUAAUGGAGGACCUGAGACUGAGGUGAAGAAACAUUAGUCAGGGUCCACGUAUGAAGCGAUGAGUUUGGGUCGAGGUAAGGCGGUCAGGGGUCAGAGAUUGGAGCAAGAAAAGAAAAUCUGGAGUCAAGGUAGGGAAGCACGAGUUGGGAUCAAGGUUAAGGAGGUUGAGUUGGGUUUCGGGAUCAGGGACGGAGAGUUGGGGUCAAGAUAGAGAAGGUUAGUCAGGGUCUAGGUCGGGAGGAUAAGUUUGGGACCAAGUUGAAGGAUAAGUUGGGGUCAAGGUAAAGGUUAGGACGGGUUUAGGUUUGACGGGUGUGGAAAAGGUUGGGUGGGAAGAAAAGGGAUGAGACUCGGGGUGGAGGCAUGCCUCAGUAUCUUUUAUUUAAGCAUCUCCCUUUCCUCCUGAGUUUGGACAAAGAUGGUUCAUGUUCACAGGAACAGUUUGUGAGUUGAUGAACGGCAGGUUUUAGAGGUGAUGAUCUCCUCCUGAGUGUUGGUUGGACUGAACUUCAUUUAGCUCAGAGAAAUUUCCUUUUUUCUUACCACCUACAGUAAACAAAUGUCCUUCUUGUGCUGCUUUGAUUAUCCAGAUUAUACACAGCUGCUCCGCUGCUGAACAGGUACCUGUAAUCAGGGCCAGAUGGUGCUCAGACAAUCUGUUUUUACACAAAGUUUACUUAUCUCACAGUGUGAGGCGAGGAGGAGCCCUCUGAAGGACACUUUCACCAGCUGUUUCUGUGUGAAACCGACCGAAACUCACUUUAAAUUUAGAAAACUGUUAAACCAAACUACUCAAACGAAAUAAAAUCAAAGCAAAGUUUUUAAAGUUUUCAGGUUUCUGUCCUUAUUUUAGACUUACUUUAGUCUGGACUAAAUCAGCAGAUAUAAGAACUACUGCUUUGUCUGGGACGGACACAGAUUAAAAGAUUGUGUUUGUGCCGCUGUUAAGAUCUUGGACUUAUAGUUUUUGUCUUAUUCUCUGCAGCCAGCUAGUUUUAAGGCACCGGUGAAUCAGCGCUGGUUGUUGUCAGACAGCCAAUUCAAAUUAUUUGUGGUCUCAUUUAAUCUUUUAUUGCAGAAAGAGUCAAAGAUUAAAAACAUCUGCACCGGCUUCAGACAGUCUUAUCUCUCUCCUGACAGAACAGCGAUCGCAGCAAAGCGUAGAAAUAUCGCCGCUGUACGAGUUUUUGGAACCACAGCAGACAAUAAAGUGUGAGUAAUAAUGACACGGUGUACGAGAAGAGCCAGCAGCGUGUCUGUCUGAGUUUCAGGUUGACGGGACCCCGAUGACAACAUUUUAUUGAUCUUUUAUAGAGUCUGUGCUCACUGUUUCUUUUAUCCACCGCCGUCAGUCUCUGAAGGUCAGAGACAGAGAUGUACUCAAUAAGGCGGUUACCGUCUGCAGGAAAACGGCGGCUGCUGUUCGGUAAACUGCAGAAUCUUUAUUAAAACAGAGACAUAAGACUUUCUAUCCUUUCUCUAUCUGUACUCUCUGUUCCUGCCGUCUACUCUCCUCAGACUUCAGUUCGAUAAAACCACAAGGUCUCGACUUUUAUUUUCCUCUGUAAGUUAAGGGACAAUGUUUAUUUUUUUGGCUGAUUACCUCGCAUUUAUCUUAUAAAUCAUUUAAUGAACAACAACACCUGAAGCAGCCUUUUUUCGUUAGGUUACAUGUCGCUAAAUUCAAGUUUAAUGAAAAAGUUUAACAAGUUUAGUAAAAAAGUCAGUCAGACACAGGAGAUGUCAGAUACUGUCUCUUUAAGGCUUCCUCCAACAAAAUCUGCUGUCUUCUGAUUGGUUAGCUUAGUAGAACCCUACUAAGAAGGGAAUCUGUUGUCAUAGUAACAUAACUAUAGCUUAGUUAGUUAGUUAGUUAGUUAGUUUGUUAGUUUGUUAGUUUGUUUGUUUUUUCGGUCAGGUUGGUUGGUUGGUUGGUUGGUUAGUUUGUUGGUUAAUAGGUUAGUUCAUUCAUUAGCUAGUAAGUUAGUAAGUUAGUUGGUUAGUAAGUAGGUUUGUUGGUUAGCUAGUUGGUUAGUAGGUAAGUAAUUUUGUUUAUUCAUUAGCUAGUUAGUUAGUAGGUUAGCUAGUUAGUUUGUUUAUUUAUUAGCUAGUUAGUUAGUUGAUUAGUUAGUAGGUUAGUUCGUUCAUUCAUUAGCUAGUAAGUUAGCGGGUUAGUUAGUUAGUAGGUUAGUUGGUUAGCUAGUUAGUACAUUAGUUAGUUUGUUUAUUCAUUUGCUAGUUAGUUAGUAGGUUAGCGUAUUAGUUCAUUCAUUAACUAGUAAGUUAAUUGUUUAGUUAGUUUGUUAGUUUGUUCAUUCAUUAGCUAGUUAGUUAGCGAGUUAGUAAGUUAGUGAGUUAGUUAGUAGGUUAGAUAGUUCAUUCAUUUAUUAGCUAGUAAGUUAGUUGGUUGGUUAGUUAUUUAGUUAGUUCGUUUAUCCAUUAGCGAUUUAGUUAGUUAGUUGGUUAGUUAAAUACCUUACUGUCAGAAUCUUUAAAAAAAGUUAUCCCACCCCCCCACCCCCAACAUAGGUAGGGGUGACUUCUGAGUAUUUGUGCACAAGUACUUUAUACUUAAAACUCCUGUGGAUGAUUUUUGUCCACAAAUAAAUUAUAGGUAAAAGUGUUGGACAGUCUAAUUUAAGAAGAAAAUUCUCUUUUAUAACCAUCAUGGGGAAAAUUGCAUUGUCACAGCAGUAAUGGAAAAAAAAUGCAUGUUUUUUUAUUGUAUAGUUUUAUUAGAUUAUUCAAUGAAUCCCUAGAAUAAUCAAUAGAAUACUCUGCUGCUAAAAUACCUGGCUCUUCUGCUUAAAGUGAGCUACACAGACAGAUCAUUUUGUUUUGUUCAGGUCUAAAUUAGUUUGGCUUUUGUUUUAUUGCAUCUUUAGUUCAUGUAUCACAGCGCUAAUACGGGGUUAAAAUGAGAGGAGGAAUAAAGCAGCCUGACUUGACCUCUGCAACCCCUCGACACAGAGGAGUAAACCCAACUUCACUUCCUUAUAUUGUAAAUCUAUAGCAGCUGGAGUUUAUUCACUCUUUUUCAGUUAAAUAUACAGUUUUAUGUAAAUCUUUCAGGAUAUUCUAGGGAGGAGAGGAGCUGUGAGGUGAUUUUUUUAAUGAGAGGACGCUUCUGUGUCGGAGUUUCACUGCUGGAGGAUUUUGGAGGUCGGCUGAAUGUGGAGAGGAAACAAACCACAGAUGAUAUUCAGUGUGCGUAUGUGUGUGUGUUUUCAUUUCUGGGUAUGUGCUGUGCAUUAAUGUGUCGUUGACCAUGAGCACACAUACAUUCACCGUGCUUGUAAAUUACUUUGUGUGAGUGUGUGUGUAUGUGUGUGUGUAUGUGCACGCUGUGUUUCUUGUUUAUCUCUCGGCUGCAGCCCAGUCUGUUGUUGGGCUUUCGCUCCGUCUAUUAACAGUAACACAAGGACACAUUAUCAUUAGCUAUUCCAGCCACAGGGCACACACACACACACAUAUACGUAUACAUAUAAAUUUACACACAAACACACACAUAAAUAUGAAAUACAAAGAGACUAAAGCUCCAUUCAAAUGGGAUUGGUAUUACAGGGUAACAAGGCUAAUGCAGCAUUAGCUCUGCACCUCCCGUUUCUCCAGUUUUCUCCAGUUUACAGGGCGGUUAAACAUCGCUGAGAGAGAGGGAAGGAGAAAAAUAAACUCUGAGACUUCUCCUCCUGUUUUUAGAUUGUUUUAGGAGACCAGCUGUUGAUAAAACUACUUACUGACACACUUUUUACACAUGUUAUGGAAGUUCAUAUAGCAGAUCAAAUGAGAUGUGAAUGGAGGAAAAUUUCUCAUCACGGUGUAUUUAACCCUUUUUUUUAUUGGUAGUAAUAAUCAGAGACAUAACCAUGUUAAUAUAACCAAAUUUACAUUUUUGCAUCAAUAAUAAGUAAAUGUAGCUUUAGUUCAGAGUGCACAGUACAUCAGCUAAUCCUAAUGCCAGGAGAUCUCAGCUGACAGCUCAGCUGAUUGCCCUCUAUAGGCAUCGACUUGGCAAACGUCAAAACGGAUGUUUCAUUUAAUCUGCUUCAGCUGCAUUUUUUCCACUUUACAUCCCGCCUACACUCCAGCUCCUACUUUCUAAUGCUGUGGAUGAUAUUGUGGUGCCUGCUCUGCUGUGCACCAGGAGGGUCUUUGCUGCUGCUCUCCCCGUCACAGACUUUAACAUUCCUCAUAUGCAUGUAGAAGACAGGGAGUCGAACCGUCAAAUAUAAGUACUGCAGGCAAAUAAUUCAAAGUUACAAACCAAUCUAUGUAUCAUGAAUCUAUAGUAAAACUAUUGAUGUUCUUUAAUGGGUGUUUUUCUUUACCUGCAGGUCUCAGCCUGGUGGUGGGUCUGGUCUUGUAUAUCUCCAGUAUCAACGACGAGGUGAUGAAUCGACCCAGAGAGCCGGAGCAGUUCUUUCAUUAUCACUACGGCUGGUCCUUCGCCUUCGCUGCCUCCUCCUUCCUGCUGAAAGAGGUAACCCAGGAAAAACACACACACAGAGCAGGCGUGGAGAAAACUCUCACAGAAUACAUGCAUGUCAUAAAAUCUGAAUGUGCGUAUUUCUUGGAAACGCACAAACACACACUCGCAGCUGUGUUACGGUCAUGUGGACAAAACAACCCCACACGGACACACUGAGCGGCUCACAGCGACACUAACGUGCUCUGACACUUAACAUUUACUAACACCCUGUAACUGACGAAAGAGUCAAUGUGCAAAGACAAGCUCAGGCAUGUUUGCACCUUUUCACCUGUGAGGACCUUCAGGAUGAUAACAUAUCCCCCAGACCGGCACUAAAAAGAAUAAAACUCAGUUUUAAUUUCAUGGGUCUUAACUCAUUCAGUGCCAAUGACGGAUUUGGACGGAUUUUUCAGUUUUUUUUUUCUUUCCGCCAGAGGGCGCUCCUCCCCAACAUGCGACUAAGUUUGGGGUCAUUCUGAACGCAGAAUAGCCGACAAAUAGGUCAUAGCUAUGUUACAAUAACAAAAACAAGUACUCGCCAGUGAGAAGUGUGCCAGUUAGCUGAGUUGUGGAGUGUUUUUCUCUAUGAAGAGAGUAGGAAGAUGCCAAAGUCAUUAGCCAAGAACAAACGGUCUCAGUGCAUCGGCUCCCGUGGGCACGAUCUAUUGUCUCUGGAUCCAGUGGAGAUCCCCGUACCGGACCUUCACAUCGUCGGCCAACAACAAAGAAAUAAUUUUCCUGGUGAGGAGAACGCGAGCAGUCCGUGUGGUUUACGUCGCAGCGUCAGGGCCAUAGACUGUAUAUACUAUGGAUAAGUUUGUUCCGCCCUCUGCCAGCAUAUGGAUUUGAAGCCAAAAAGCUCUCAGUAUUUCCACGAUUUUUCUUCAUUUCCUGAAACCAGCACUGCGCAGUAGAGUUGUACGCAUUCAGCGGGAGAGUCGCCGAGAGUUGCUGUGAUGACGCUCGGCUCAAACAGCGUAUCCCCCGGGUGAGAUACGCAAUCCCUGAACACCAAUAGGCCAUUAUCAGGUGUCAAUCAUAAAAACAUGAACCCCCUAACAACUUUUAAAAACGGAGCUGCACAGAAACAGAGGGCACUGUUCUCAGAGUGGCUUCACCCAACGAGGAGGCAGACGCUGUCCAUUCUGUAUACAGUCUAUGGUCAGGGCCAAUACGACUCCCCACCGUCACAAAGUCACCUGACACAGUCGGAUCUAGAGAGUGAUGAGGAGUGCUGUUUGAGAAGUGAGAACCUUGAUGCCACUGAUAAAAUAGUUUGAAGUGAAAUGAAAUCGACGAUCAGAGUUCUGCUUGAAAGUUUCUCCUUCGUAAAAAUCGUGUUUUUUCCAGGUUUCUUUUUCCAGAUCAGCAAAGAUGAUAUGACCACGCUGCAUUGAGCGGACAAUAACUAAACACAGGAGUGGGUUAGAGACAAACUUUUCACCCCUUUCUUUUGAGAUAUUGCACUUAAUUCUCGUCCAAGCACAGGAUAUUCUGUGGGUCCUGAAAGAUACAGAAAUUUCUAUUGUGGUCAAUGGUGGCACUGGGUGAAAAUUACAACCUAAAGUCAUCUAGAAUUUUCUCUAACUAAUUGCGCCACCUAUCGGGUCUGUUCAUCGCCAUUUGCAGCUUUAAUUGAUCAAUUUUGUCUUUUUUGGCCUCAGUGCGUGCCAAUCAUAGCGGAGAUGAAAAUGUCGAUUUAAGAGCAGCCAGAAAGGCCAAAAAAUACCACAUAUUUGGAAAAAAACUCUCCUCCUUUGAAAGGUAUUUGUGCGCACACACACACACACACACACGCACAUGCACACUCACAAGCACACAGAUUGUUUGGUAUCUGACUUGGACGUUGACCAACCUCCGCUUAGCUGAACACACUCGAGCAUGUGUACAAACAGACACACAAACUGCUCGCUGCUCACAUGAAGACUUACUUAGCUAAACACACACUCUCUCACACACACUCUCUCACACUCACACACACACACACAGAGGAAAGAAGUGCCUGCGUAGGAGCCUGUCAUCCUGCCUGCAUCAAUAUUCAUAAAUGUUAAUAGCCUGAAUACUUGAGGGCAGCAGCAGCAGCAGCAGCAGCAGCUCUGUCGCAGCACAGCUUCAUCAGAAUAUUCCUCGCGGGGGGCCGGGGGGGUCUGCUGCUCCUUUUCUAUCUGUCAUCCCUCUCUUUUCAUCUCUUUACGAGCUCCUCUCUUUUUUUUAUCCGCCUGCUGUUUUCCUUUUCUUCAUAUGUCCUCCACUCUUAUCUUGUCUCUCCUUUUUUUUCUUUUAUAAUCAUUUUUGUCGCCCCCUCCCCUCUCUUUUCUUCCCUCCUUAUCUCCUUUGCUCCUCUGUCAUUCCCUCUCCUCCUGUUAUGUGUCCUUUCAUCCUACUUUUUUCCCAUUUCUUUUUAUCCAUCCUUUCAUGACUUCAGGUGUUGCCUUCACUGGGUUUUCUUUCUUCUGUCAGGGCUGCCCUCUACUUUCUAAUCUUUAAUUCCUCCUCACUUCCUCUCCUUUUCCUUGUUUCUUCUCAGUCCUCCUUUCCUUUCCUUUUUUUCGUUUAUUUUCUAAUCUUCUCAUCUUCUGUAAAACUUCGUCUUUUUCCUCGCUAACACAUUCAUCGGCGCGCUCUGGUUAAACGGGCUCGUGGCGAUGAUGUUGUGAAUGAAUAGUGAAUGAGCUGUGAACGCUGCGAGAGCGGAUGCCCGAGUGAAAACAUGAAUACAUUUUUGAUAAUGGCUCGUUCCUGCAGGGAGCGCCAAGUCUUUUUGUUAACUCUCUGCAAAAUGACUUUGGAUUCAUUAAUUUUUUUGUCUCUCCUGAUGGAGCCGCGCCGCCGUCUAGGGAGGAUGAUGUUGCUGAUGCCGGUGUUUUAUAAAAGCUUUUGACAUCAGGGAAUGUGCUGAUAAGUCUCACUUUAAUUCCUCAGGGUUAUGCAGAUGUUCAGCUCUUAAUGGUGGAAAUAGAUUAUUUCUGUUUCCCUGCAGACAUUCAGCACUGAUUGAAAGACACUGGUCCACCAUAUCUGCUUGAUUUGGAUAAACAGGGCUGUCUAUGAAAGUCCUGAUUACUUAAAGCAGUGGAGGCGGCUGAUUAGACAUUUAAGAUCUGAUUAAAUUUGGGAAAAUGAACGAUUUUCACAAAUAUUCAGGUGAAAUAUCAUUCAUAUCCUCUAGAAUUUAUACAAACUCUUCAUUUAAACAUGCUUUUAUUAGUGUUAAUACAUGAUUUAUAAGUAUUAUACGGUAUAUGUAAAAGUAGACCAGAUACAUUAAAGGGAUAUUCCGGUGUAAAUUUCAAUUUAGGGUCAAACACACCGUUAGAGGGGGAGUUAGACACCCCCUCGAGAGAUGAAUGUUGCCGACCGCUUGUUUCUCUAGUUAUACCAACUUUAGUAAUGACCCCACAAUAGCAAUACACAGCAAUACACCCACUCUCUUCCAGCAGCUGCUUGUUUGUGGGGGAGCCCUGAUGAGUCGAUCAGCGAAUGCAGCGGGGUGACGCAGCUCAAGGAAGAACAUUUAUGAUCAUUUCUUCAUCAUUUCCUUGAAGUAAUAAUCAUCAUAUUAAUCAUUUUGCACUGCAGACGCGGUAGUGCUUGUGCCGAAGCGCCUCGGACUGAUUGAAUUUCCAUGAAGAAAUGAUCAUAAAUGUUCUUCCUUGAGCUGCGAAACUCCACUGCAACCAGUGACCAACUUGUCUGGACUCCCCCACAAACAAGCGGCUGCUGGGAGAGAGAAGGUGAGUUGUGUUUAGUCUCUUUGCAAAAGAAAUUAGACAAAGUUAAAAAGAUGUUUGGUGGUUAGUACUAUGGCUGUGACCCUAUAUGUCCUGUUGAUGAAGUUAGGUGCUGUUCUGAGCAUUAUUUGUGGCUAUAGAGUGGUGUUUUGGUUGAGAUUUGCAGGUGAAGACGUAAACCGCUCUGUAUUGCUAUUGUGGGGUCGUUACUAAAGUUGGUAUAACUAGAGAAGCAAGCGGUCGGCAACAUUCAUCUCUCCAGGGGGUGUCUAACUCGGUGUUACAGUGUCUUUGACCCAAACUUACUUUUACGCUGGAAUGUCCCUUUAAUGCAGUAAUAUUUGCCCUAAUGUAAACUCAAAGUAUUAAAAACCCUGUUUCCAUAAGAGUUUUGAUGCUGUGUUUAAAGUUAACGAAAACAAAUGUCAAUAGUUUAAAGCCAAUAUUUCAUUAAAAAGUCUUUAAAUUUGACAAAUUAAUCACUGAAAUUGAAAAAUUUAAUUGUUUUUUGACAUUUAAUGCAAAGAUUUGUGAUCGAGACCUUUUUUUUUCCCAAUUUAAAGAGGAGAAAAUCUUGUCCAAUCUAAUUUUGAUUUGCAACAAGGUUAGUACAACUUGACAAAGAGCGCUCCAGAAAGCUGAGUCUUUCAGAGAUGAAGAUGGGAGCAGGUUCACCUCUCUGUGAGAGACCAAGUGAGCGAAUAGUUGUCAGGGUUGUAAAGAACUUGAGGACUUCCUUAUCUGCAAUAAGUAUCAUUAAAGGUUGCGUUUGAGUUACCUCGGAGGUCAAACAAGAAAGCUACAUCUACGAAAGUUAUUUUAGCGCUUGUCUUGUCCUUGCUUAUAUUCGGACAAGGCAAACACUAAAGUAAUCUUGUUUCUGCCUCCAAUUUCGCUUUUUUCCAACUCGGUAACUGAAAAGCUGGUAACUCAGGUGUGGCGUCAUUCCCAGCUUCGACCUCUGACUUCCGAGGUAACUGGAACGCAGCAUAAGGCAGAAAUCGUAGUUUGACACUCUUUUUGGAAAUCAUGGAUGCUGUCCUCCGCUCCAAAGAGGAGAGGGACCGUCUGCUUGUUAUUAGUCUACAGUUCCAAAACCAGCAUCCCUGGUUUGAUGAAACAAGGAUGCAUAAGUGCCAAUAUCAUAGGCUAGUUCUCUUUUCUAUGGCAGUACCAUCGAUGCUUAAUGAUAUUGGCGGGAUUUGAAGAAGCACAUUACUUCUUUGAAAUCUCCCGAGGGUUCAGAUUAAACCUGAUGAGGCCCCUCACUCAGUGCAUUCACAGUUCUGUGUGUGUGUUUGUGUCUCAGGGUGCAGGAGUGAUGUCUGUCUACCUCUUCAUGAAGCGCUACGCCGAGGAGGAACUCUACAGGCCCCACCCCGCCCUCUACCGCCCCCGCAUGUCCGACUGCAGCGACUACAGCGGCCAGUUCCUCCACCCGGACUCCUGGCCUCCUCCGCAGCGAGGCCGCAGCGCCUCCGAAGUCUCCUCCGACAUCUCCAUCCAGCUCAACCAGACCCCGCCUCCUCAGGCCCCGCCCAAAGGAGGCAGCAGCUCCCAGCAGACGCCCUCUUCCUCCGGGCCUUCAUCAGCAGCCAGCUACCAGCUCCAGCCGGCCUCCUCCUCCUCCACCUCCUCUUCUUACCCACACCCCCUCCACAUGGCUGCCACCUCCACCCUGCCCAGAUCAUCCCACGCCCACGCUCAGCCCCAUCCCCACCCGAGCGGGCCUCCACCACAGUCUAUGCCCAUGGCGGCGCCUCCCUCAGCCGUGCCUCCCCCUCGCUAUCACGCACACAUGCGUAUGAGCGCCUCGCCAUGCUAG